GCUCUGCGCUCUCUGGGAGCCCUCAACAAAGAUGGCGGCGCCCGUGAGGCCGGUCCGCUUCUGGAAGCCGGGUGAGACCUAUAUACCGGGCACCGAGGGAGUCUGUGGUGUGGGGGGAACCCCUGCUGCAGUGGUUAUGAUAUGAAUGCGGGUCGGGCGGUGGGUGUGCUCGGUGUAGGACUGAAUGGGGACCCUGGGGGGUGGUUACUGGGUGUCCGGGCCGCAGUGAGGGUCUUAUACAAUGGGGGACAGUGCCCUGCGGCUCCUCCAGGUCUCACAUGAUCUCAUCCCCAGGGUUUCCCAGGAGGGGGGAUCCCCCAGCCCUUAGUACACAGUGCAGUGAUGAUGGUGAAGCAUUGACACCCCUUGUUGUUGUUGCUCUCCCCCAGGAUGCUCAGCUAGGUUUUGACCGGCUGAGCAUCAUGGGAAAUGCAGUCCCAAGGCAGCUGGAGUGCCAGCAAUUAUCCAUCAAUGAUCUAGUGCAGGGAUAGGCAACCUUCGCCACUCCAGAUGUUUUGGACUGCACAUCCCUCUGAUGCUUUGCCAGCAUUAUGGGUGUAAAUGCAUUAUGGGAGAUGUAGUCCACAACAUCUGGAGUGCCGAAGGCUGCCUACCCCUGAUCUAGUGCAUGGGUCCUCAAACUCUGGGCCCCCCCAGAUGUUGCUGAACUACAACUCCCAUGAUUCUGUGAAUUACAUAGAUAGCCAGAGAAUCAUGGGAGAUGUAGUUCAGCAACAUCUGGGGGGCUGGAGUUUGAGGACCCCUGCUCUAGUGGGACUGAAGCCCAUUCAUUGGGGAGCUGCUGCUUCACUCACUGGGCAGUAAGGGGAGGGGGGAAUGAUACAAUAAGCAGGGUAGUGUGGAGAAUUGAAAAAAAAAAAGCCAAUUGUUGGAGCUGAAUUAUUCUAAAAAUUGUUAUGACCUAAAUGUUGCAAUUCCUGUGUCAAUGCUUCACAGUCCCAUUAGUCGUGUAUCAUGUCAGAACCAUGAUCCCAUUGUACAGCGCUACCGAAUUUGUUGGCGCUAUAUAAAUAAUAAAAUAAUAAUAAACCGUGCUGGUCAACUAGCCUCUUUAUUGCUCUGCUAGGCUGCUUUCUAUGUCCUGGGUGCUAUUGUUUUAUUUUCUUAUCACUUUAUAUUGGUAGCAACAGCAUACUGGAGUGAGGUUAGCACAAAUUUACCAAAUAAAUUUAAAGGUGCUCACUUAUAUUUGGCCCCGUUAAAAUAUAUUUAAAUGUAUUGUUUUUUUUUGUGUGUGCCAGUUGCUGCAUUUUGUUAUAUGGAGACCUGCUUGCAUCUUAACUUAUUUAAAAGAACUGACUGUGCACCAAAACAACUUUAGAUCAUGCCCCUGCAGUAUCACUUUUGUUUCUGCUUAUGAUGCCCUAGCUACACCUCCCCUGCUUGUAAUUGAUACAGCCUCCAUAAUAAUUUGAAAAUCCAAUCUUACUGCACGGUCCUUAGCUUCUGCUCUGUUAAUUGAAAUGUUAUCACCCACAUGAGAUUCCUGCAGUCUCUAGUAGGCAAUUCAAAAAAACACUAUAGCGCUAGAAAUGCUAACAUGUAUUCAUAACACUAUAGUGUCCUACUAACAAUGUAAAUAUCUCUCCCUGGCUGAGAUCGUUAAAAUUGAUUAUCUCAGCCAAUCCAAUGCUUUCUCAUUGGGAAGCUAAUGUUCCUGUGCAGUAAAAUACGAGUAAGCUCGUUAGGGCAGGUCCCUCUUCAUCUGCUGUGCCUGUAUGUCACACAUUUGUCAGAAUUCAGUGUCUUUCUUGUUUACCUAUUGUAAAGUACUGCAGAAUAUGUUGGUGCUAUUUAAACAUUGUAUUGUAAGAGCAGCAUUUGAUUGUGAAUGGAGUCUGACUUGGUUUUCACAUGGGAAGCCUCUAGUGGCUGCCAGGAAGACAGCCACUAGAGUUGUGUUAAGUCUGCAAUCAUAAAAUUGCCAUAAGUGCAACCACAGGAAAGGGGCGCCUCAUUAGCGGAACAGGCUCCUUCCAUGCAGAAGCUUGUACUGAUUUCUAUGUAUAACGACUGCAGUAUGUUCAUUGCAACCAUUAUAUGUUUAUUAUGUACGGUAAUGACCGCUUUUCGUUUCUAUGCAAUUGUGUAUAUGGCAUAUCAACUUUCUCAAAAAAAAAAGAAAAGAAAAUUGUUGUAUGAGCUAAAUGGCAAUACUUUAGAUCGCAAGGUUCAAAUUAAAGGUCCACCCCACGCAAACGAAUUUAUUAAGAUAAAGGGUUCUGGGUGCCUUUAGUGGUCCUUUUAACAAGUAGGAGAUAAGAAACUCUACAUUUUACACAGUGUGCAAUAAGGGAAGCUAGAAAAUGUACUUUCUUUCAGGAAGUAUGUCUGUAGGCUGUGUGAAGCACAGCCAGGGGAGGUGUGGUUAGGAGUACAUAAAGUGAUCUAACUCCUAAAUUGCAUAGAAUUGAGCAGUGUGACUGCAGGGUCAUGGUCUACAUACCAAAUCCUUUAGGUUAAAGGAGUGCAAUAGUGUUAGGAAUACUAGCAUAUAUUUCAAACACUAUAGUGCUGGAGUAAAUAUUUAUGUCCCUGCCCCCCCCUUAGAGUGGAGUUAAAAGGUAAUUUUCUUCUUGUAUUCUUUGCCGUGCUGGUCUCACCGCAGCUGGCUCCCCUCCAUGGCCAAGAUUAUCACUCUUGAUGAUCUCAGCCAAUCCAAUGUUUUUCCAACCCAAUCCGCCAAUUAACACCUUCUCUUAGAGAUGCAUUGAAUCAAUGCAUCUCUAUGGGGAGCGUUCAGCAUCUCCAUGCAGCACUGAAAUAGGAAGCACCUCUAGUAGGCGUCUAAGUGACUGCCACUAUAAGUAUUACUAGGCAGCAAUGUAAACACUGCCUUUUCACUGUAAAGCCUGCACGGACAUGCUUUAGACACCAGAACCAGUAGAUUAAACUGCAGUGGUUCUGGUGACUAUAGAGUCCCUUUAAUCUAAGUUGUUUCAUAACUUAGUGUCCCUUUAAGAAAUAUAGGCUGUUAUGAUUCAUGUAGUGUCCCUUUAAUUGAAACACUAUUUAUGGUGUGAAAAAUAUAUAUCAGAAAACAGAUUUAGAUACAAGAGGGGAGUCUAACUGUUCAGUACCCAAUGAAUUAGUAAAAUGUUAUUCACCUGUGUUUGUCUUGUACAUUACAUGGUAUAUUCCACUGCCAAAAUAAAAGUAAAUAAUUAAAAAACACUGUUUAGUAGAUAAUUUUACCGCAAAAUGAAAACAUGCAUACGUUUAAUUAUGCAUUUUCUAGUGUUGAAGGUAUAUCUAAAAAACAGCUUGCAAAAGCUGCAGUUCUCUUGUCUUCUACCUUUACAAGCCCUCCCCUUAUAACCUUGCCCAGACUUUCUGUGGCUGUCCAAUCAAAAACGUCCAAUUGCAGCUAAAUGAGCAGUCUUUGUAAGGCAGGUGCUCUGAGCAAUUGUUGCUUCUUGAGUUUAGCUCCACUAAGCUAAGCAACCCACAUGUAACAGAACCGGUUGUUUGACGGCCUGUGGGUUUCCAACAAGAAUAAUUUAUAAAUGUGCUAAUUUCUAUUGAAAUCUGCACUUUUUGUAAAAUUGAAAAAAAAAGGACACUUUUUACACAUAAAACAUUUGAUCAAGAUAAAGUGCUUUAGGUGUCUGGAGUGUCAAUUUAAGUGAAUGUUUCCUAGCUAAUCAUACAGCAUGCACCAUUGUCAAAAUUUUCAUAGCUCCACAGCAUGUAACAUUUAGGACUGGGGAAAAAAACAAUGAAAACAUUUUAUAAAAAUAAGUCUCCACUAUUAUGAUCCUCAGUCCUUUUUCCUGUCCUAAAAACAGAAGAAGGAUGGAACCUACUUAACAGGCUAAGCUUUUAGUUUAUGCUCGCCAGCCAGGAAAGUUCAACCCUUCUACUCUGAACAUCUUAAAGGACCACUAUAGUGCCCUGAGGGUGCCCCCACCCUCAGGGUCCCCCUCCCGCCGGGCUCUGGGGAGAGGAAGGGGUUAAAAUCUUACUUUUCUCCAGCGCCGGGCGGGGAGCUCUUCAACUCCUCUCCUCCUCCAUAGCGACGCCAUCGGCUGAAAACUGCUAUGUUUAUAAAAAAAGAAAAAGAAAAAAAAAAGGUUAAUCCUAGAUGGACCUGGCACCCAGACCACUUCAUUAAGCUGAAGUGGACUGGGUGCCUAUAGUGGUCCUUUAAGGUGUCUUACUGGGGGGUAAUAUUUAUUGACCUGCUACAAAAUUAUGUACAGGGGUUUGGUAAGCACAAUUGCUAUUACAGCUUGUUGUAGUAGUUAAAAGCACACUCCAGGAACGUUAACCAUUACCAUGGCCGGAGAGGUGAAAGUACCUCAACAGGAAAGUCCGUUAGCUUCCCUGAGCUAAGCCCUUAAAUGCAGUCUAUAUAUUGCACUUACUGCUACUACUACCUUAACAUGCAAUGGCCCCAGGGCACACUGCACUUAUGGAGUCCAUGUUUGUAGUAUGUUUAAAGGGGCAGUCUUGGCACCAUAACUACUAUAUUCCACCUAUAUUAGGAUGUGGGCACCAUUUCCAAAUGGUUUAACCAUACCAGGGGUCUCCAAGGCACACAGGUCACUGCCCACCUCUUGUCCACUUCUGCAUCAACAGUAUCCAUUUCACCCAUAUUUUAAAAACCUUCACCUUAAAAACUAAACCCAGUGAGUAUGCUAAUCCAUAUCAUUGUGUCUGUGUUGCAGGUACAGAGGGCCCAGGAGCCAGCAUUGCAGAGGAGAGGCAGAGUACUGCAGAAGUCACCUCCGUCGUUUACAAUCCACAUGCUUCUCUCUCCAUUGAGCAACAGAGACAGAAGCUGCCAGUUUUUAAGGUAAUACAGGCUUCUGCAAGAUCUGAUCAUUUUUAAAGAUGCAUCUAUAAAGGAGAUUAUAUCCAGAAAAAUCAUUUUAGUUUAGCUAUACAAACGGUUAUGUUUAAAACCCUCUUUUUAUAUUAAUACUUAAUUGGUAGCUAAUCGCAUACCAUCUUGAACAUCCAUACCAAGGUCAUUUUUUAUGGCAGAGCAUAUCCGCAGAGUAUAUUUAUAGCAACCAAUGUGGAACUGCUCAGUUAUACAAUGCUUGUUUUCAGCAGUUCUUACUACAAAGUUCUUUUUAUUUAAAAAAUAAUAGCAGGUAUAUGUUACAUGGAGACAACUUCAAGCAAGAGUGAAAUGUGUAUAGAAUCGAGGAAAUCUAAAUGUCACAAUGUGAAACAAUUUUUUUGUUUUCCAGUUCAACUUUUUUUUUUUGUCAAUCUUUCUUUUAUUAUGGCAUUUGCGUCACAGGGUACAGAAUAAAAAGAGGAGUCAUUGCAAGGUAAUACAUAGUAAUGGUAUCAGCGUGGUUUGGAGUACACUCCCAAGAAAGACUGCCAUAUUUAUUUAUUUUUUACGAUGAGUAAACAUAAUAACACAAGCGAUUAAAGAUUACUCAAACGGUACCUUUCAUGAGCAAAAUAUAGCAAAUUAAUCAUGCUAAGUGUUAAACGGCCCAGAUUCUGUUUUAGUAAGUAGAGUCAAGUUAGGUAACGUGCAUUAACAGAAUAAGUCUGGUAGAUAAACGCGUCUAUUAGUGAACAUAACAACACAAACUGGAUUUAACUGUAGUGUAAGAAUAUGUAAAGAUUACUUAAGCUGUGCUUGUCAUAAGACAGAUUUAGGAAUUUAAACAGGCUAGUACGAUUAGGCAUACUGGUAGACUGGGUAAGCAAUUAGUAGACUAUGCACAGGUUGACCCGCUAAGGUCGCAGAAGGGAGAGUGUCACAUUGUGCAAGCUAAGUAUGCAUGACUAAUAGAAACGUCACAGGAUAAGCAAGUAAAUAUUAGUUAGGCUCUGGCUGUCUGCCCAGGUGCUCUUGCCGUCAAACGCAGUUAGUAAUAUCGAGGGAGUGUAAGGGCAGACCCAUAUGGGUUACCUGCUAAUAUCCACCUAAGUGGCUCACUUGAGGCCCUGCCGUAGCUCCUGUGUAAUUAUAUAUGCAUAUGAAAAACGACUGAAACCCAAUGUAUAUACAUGUAAGGAAAUUAAAAUAAAGGGAGACGGUACAUGAAGAAGUGUGGCCCUUAAGGUAGUGACUGUGGGCACCUGCAGCCUGUGGUGACAGCUUGGAGACCCCAUAGUCCCGCUUAUAUACUGCACGUGUGGCCCAGGGAUCGGCAUGCUAUAUGCAGUGUGCUGGUGUGCGGAGUUACCUAAUGCUGUCAUGUUCGGCAAGUAGAUUGACAUGUGGGGUUAUGAUUGUGGUGCUAGUUUCCAGAUCGGGCAGUGUGUGCCACUGAGGCUGAGAAAGAAAGGGUCCACAUGGGCAAUGAGGUAAUAUUGGUAGCGUUCAUGUCCGCUUUAGUGGGUCAGUCCGUAUGCCAUCCCUGCAAUCCAAGUUUCUUGGGUCCCUGCAUCAACCGAUUCCUUUGCUGGGCUUUGUAGGAGCGGGCGUCUGUGGGUCUUGGGGGAUGGAGAAGGGUUGCGUGUAGCUUCUCCCCAGCUCCAAGCCUUAUUUGAGGUCGACAUCCUUUGGCCACAGACUCUGGUUCUAUGCGAGGCCGGGUCUCUCCUGUUGUGGGCGCUGUGGAAGACCGGUACCUCCACGUGCUUGGUAUUUACAGAAAGGUCACACUUUCACCUGUUCUUUGGCAACCUGCUUGGGCCCGGUAUCAGCUCUGGUUCAGGUAGGUUCAAGAGAAUUUACAAUAUCUCGCAAGAGCUACCGCAACCUGCGUCCGCUUGGUUCUGCAAUCAGACUCUGCCCCCCCCCCCAGUUCAACAGCUUUAUAACACAUGAAAUAUAUAUCAUUUUUUUUUUUUUUUUCAUAUUUCCUUUCAAAUGGUAUGAUUUAAAAUUUAAAUCCCUUUCAGAACUCUUUACAUAAGUUUCCAGAACAUAACAAAUUGUGUAUGUAUCAUGUCAACUUUAGCCUUUAUUGAAGGAUCAGAAAAGUAUUACUCUAUGCCCAUGGGAGAGAUGUGCCAUAUGCACCCUAUCUUCAUCUAUUUCCGUAUUGUUAGUAUCCUAAUUUGAAAGGAUAAUAUACCUGAUAGAAAAUAUUAGAAAAAGGGCUAGUCUCACUUGCUAGAAUCCGUUAAAUCCAAACCCACUUUACAUUACUUGUGCUUAAUAACAAAAUCCCGAGUAGUCCCGAGUCUGAUUUCAAGCUCCUGUCCCAUCAACCGGGGUAAGUUCCCUGGUGUCCUGCAUCUGAUGGCCCGAGGGAAGUGUCUCCAGCAAGUGCAACACGUGUAUCGUUAGGCACACUUACACUGUGCUAAACGAUGUCAAUGCAUUAGGAGCAUGCAAAGCACAGUCUGCUUUUUCUGAUGAAGUGUCGGUAAGGAUCAGUGGUGAUUCUCUCUGUAUGUCUUUUUUAUAAAGGUUAUUUAUCCAUACCUAUGGAUCCAUGCAUUCUAUCUUCUUGCAGCUCCUUUCUGCUCCCUCACACUCUCUGUAGUAAUGCCGGGUUGGAGUGACGCCAUAUUCCGGAUUCCAGCAUCUUUAAACAGCGCGCAAGGGAGCAGAGAGGAGGUAGAUUACUGCUCCCUUGAUCGCAGCCUCCUUGAUGCCUCAGCCGGCCUCCUCCAUACUCACCAGGUCGGCUGGCUCCAAUAUUUCCCACUGCGGCUAGCUUCAAUGCUCCCUCCGGCAGCUGCCUUAACUAAAGGGCUGCCAUCACAGGCGCCAGGGAGAAAUAGCUACUGACCAUGACGACCUGGGAUUUGUCGAGCUCUGCUAUUCCCUUUUUUAAUCUGUUUAUAAGAAGUGCUUAAUCUGACAGGUCUUCUACAUUCCUAAACUAAGAUAUUUUGUAAAUUGUUUAAAUUAAUGAAGGAGACCCUUGUGACAAGGGGAUCCCAAUAGUGGCUCUGCACACACAGAAAAAAGGUACAUAGUACCCAGUUAGUCGGAAAGGUGGGGGCACUCAUACAGGAGUAAAGAGAUGGAAAAGGUGAGGAAAAAAUGGGCAGAGGCCCUAUCUACAAUUAUAAACCAUAUACAACUCACUGUCUAUUAGAAAAAAAGAAAGAGUCCUUAAAAUAGCAUGAGAAUAAAGGGGUACAGUGUAUAGGGGAAAGGGGGAGGGAGUAUAUCACUCCAAAACAACCUUUCCCAUAGAUAGUUAAAUCCCCUGUAACUCAAGCUAACCGGACUAGCAAAAGUUAAUGCCUCACAAAAAAAAAAAGAGGACAUAGAGUGCCCGCACUAUGAACAGAAAGACAAACUAUGAUACUGGGUGGAUAAGUCUUCAAGGGUGAACAAACCCAGCCCCUAAACUGAGACCAGACCACACCAAAGAAACUGUCACUGUCCAAGCAUCAGAUCCUAAAUAAACUGAUAAACUAACUAAAUCAAACCAUACUACCUACCUAUGUGCUACCUAGUGAAAAAUAAAGUAAAGUAGAAAACCGCUCGACGCGCGUUUCUGCGUAAUAAACGCCGUCGUCAGGAGCUAUUAAAUUGUAUGUCCCACUCACCGGUUUAAAUACCUCCAUAUUUAGAGAGAAAUCCUCUCAGCUGGUUCGGCAUGUUGUAAAUUGUUCUUUUCAAUAACCUAUAAUUCACAUUUUCUUUUUAAUAUAUUACAACAUACAUUCAUUUUAACUUAACACAUGAAAUGUUAAGUUGCAUUUAGGUCACAGAUCCCAUACUUAACAAGUGCCUGUAUUAAUUUCCCCCAGCUCCGAAAUCAUAUCCUCUACUUAGUGGAGAAUUACCAGACUGUGGUUAUUAUUGGAGAAACUGGAUGCGGUAAAAGUACUCAGAUCCCACAGGUAAGUUCCAUGGUUGUAUGAAAUAACCUGCUCUUUGCAUAGUGUGACAGUGUGUAGACUGUUCAUCUUAAUAGUUUAAAAGGAGUCACAGAAGCUGAAAAUAAUAGAGAAAAUGUAGUCAUUUGAGAAGCUAAUUCACUCAUCUUGGAAUUGCAGAAUGUGUGCCUAUGCCCCUGUCUGUGUGUGUGUGCCUAUGCCCCACACAGUUUUGGAGUGCAAGCUGGAAUGCUUUAAUGGAAGCCACAACUGGCCUUAUACGCAUGUCCCCAUGCAAGGGGCACUCCCCCCCUGGACCUUGUGGGGGACUGCAGCACAAAGUCACAGACCAAUGACAAAGGUGUUUAAAUACACAACACUCCCAUAUACAAGCAUACAAUCCCUCCCCUCUGCCUGUGAGAUAAUUGGAUCAGUAACUGUACUAAUUCUAAUCCAGGGCUUGACAAAUCCCUGGGAUUUGUCCGCUUUUUAUCUAAAACGCCUGGCUGGGCAAAUCAUGGAGCCGGCCAUCCACCCACGGGAGCAUGUAGGCGGACGGCUUAGUGAGCGUUUUAGCCGGCCGCCCUGGGCUUCAUGAAGGCGUUUGGCUGGGGCAGCGUGCAAGGGAGUAGUGAUCUUCCAGUGGCUCCUCUCUGCUCCCUCGCGUUGUGUAAUGAUGCCGGGAGCCGGAAUAUGACGUCAUUCCGGCCCCGGUAUCACAGGGAGCAGAGAGGAGCUGCAUGGUAGAUCACACACAGGAAGAGAGAGCAGUUCCUCUGGAAGAGUGUGUGUGUGUGUGUGUGUGCACGCCUCUGUCAGUGUGUGUGUGCGCGCCUCUGUCAGUGUGUGUGUGUGCGCCUCUGUCAGUGUGUGUGCGCCUCUGUCAGUGUGUGUGCGCCUCUGUCAGUGUGUGUGUGUGUGUGUGCCUCUGUCAGUGUGUGUGUGUGUGCCUCUGUCAGUGUGUGUGUAUGUGUGUGCCUCUGUCAGUGUAUGUGUGUGCCUCUGUCAGUGUAUGUGUGUGCCUCUGUCAGUGUGUGUGUGUGUGCCUCUGUCAGUGUGUGUGUGUGUGCCUCUGUCAGUGUGUGUGUGCCUCUGUCAGUGUGUGGGUGUGUGUAUGCCCCUGUAUGUGUGUGUGUAUGCCCCUGUCUGUCUGUGUGUUUUUUUCCCCUCUGUCUGUGUGUGUGUGUGCCCCUGUCUGUCUGUGUGUGUGUGUGUGCCCCUGGCUGUGUGUGUGUGUGUGUGUAUGCCCCUGUCUGUCUGUCUGUGUGUGUAUGCCCCUGUCUGUGUGUGUGUGUGUGCCCGCCCCUGUCUGUGUGUGUGUAUGCCCCUGUCUGUGUGUGUGUAUGCCCCUGUCUGUGUGUCUGUGUGUGCCUAUGCCUCUGUCUGUGUGUGCCUAUGCCUCUGUCUGUGUGUGUGUGUGCCCAUGCCCCUGUCUGUGUGUGUGUGUGUGUGUGUGUAUGUCUGUCAGAGAGUGUGUGUCUGUUUAGGUACCUGCGAUCACGAUUGGUGUUUUUACUCACCCUUUUUUCCCCCACGCUGUGCAGGUUUUGCCAUGGCUUGUCCCGCCUCCAUUGCCGGGUUCAUCAGUCUUUUUGAUCUCAGCUAAGCCAAUGCUUUCCCAUAGGAAAGUAUUGGGAGGAUAUUGCGCAUGUUCUGGAUGGGUAACAUUCAGCGCGUCCAUGCAGAGCAGUGACACAGUACUCUCUUGUGGCCAUCUGAGUGACAGCCACUAGAGGUCUUAGUAGGCAGAAAUAUAAACACUGCCUUUUCUCUGAAAAGGCAGCGUUUAUAUUGAAAAGAAUACAGGGACAGGCUAUAGGCACCAGAACCACUACAUUAAGCUGUAGUGGUUCUGGUGACCAUAGUGCCCCUUAAAAAAACAAAAACAAAAAACUGGCUCCUAACUUUUUUCGCUGGCUCCUAGAUUCCAAACAAAUUUGUCAAGCCCUGUUCUAAUCCAAUUAUCUCCAAGCACAGAAAAAAACCAUACUUUUCCCAAACACCCCAAAAGUACCCUAAAUAUACAUGUUACAUCCCCUGAUAGCCCAACAUAUCCAAAAAUCACCCAGAUCAGUUCAGUAAUUUUCUGGAAGUCAUAAUUUUGACCGACCGUGCACAUGGUCCUAUGCCCAAAACAGUUUCAUGAAACUAGUGCUAACGGUCGGUCAAGUUUGGUAGUCUUUUACAGGUUUCCCUGCAGGGCCCAUAGUCUGUGGGCAGGAGGCUGGCAAGCAGGCUUCUCCAGGAGCUCGUGGCAAACUCACUUGGAGAGGGGAGUUUGUCACAGUAGUCGUCCAAUGUCAGUAAGGAAUAGCAUUUUAUCCACUCCCCAAGGAAUUUUUGGUUCCGUUCUGGGGAUAUUCCCAUCCGGAAAUUAAGAGCGAAAGAAGAAUAGAAAAUAACAGGAAUAAGUAGAAAGAAAGUAAAGAAUUACCUGGAAGCUACUAAAAGGCAUUUGGUUGAUAUUGGAGAUGUUUUCUUGGAACACUUCUAUUAAUGAAUAAGUUUCUUUUUAUUGUUUAGUCUGUAUUUUAAGGACCGCUAGAUUUGAAUUUAGAAGUUAAUACUCUGCAAAUUUACAGCUAUGAUAAGGUAACUCUGUUUUGGCCACAAAAUGUGAAUGGGGAGUUGGUGGCAGCACACACUAUAGUUGUUAUUGAACUAGAUUCGCACUCCAGGCAUUGAGUGAUUUUAAAAAUGUUUAAAGAGGCAACCCAAGCACCGUAACACCUUGGGCUAAUUCCAUGUAAGAUGUAGCAUGAAGUGCUCCUUCUGUCUCCAUGUACAAAUUUGUUUAUAUAUGUUGCAAUGUGCAAAAAUUACUGCAACUACUCUAUAAGCCCACUUCCUUAGUGAGAUACAUUGCAGGGGAAGGAAUGCUUAUUCUGCUUUUCCAAGAAACUGUACACCUCCCUUGACAAGUUUUUUCAUAGCUUGUUACAAAGAAUCCUCAGCCAGGACUGCUUGCAAUCCUUCUCAAAUUGUCCAUGGUGAUCUCAGUGAAGCGAUACCUGUGCUGAGACCGCAGUUCCAUUCAUCUGAUCAAUGGAACUUCUGUCAAGUGCUGAACUCUGUGUCAUAUACACUUCACCUGGAAUGAUUUUGUGGAAUAAUCAGUUUCCCUUGAAUAGAAUUAAUGAAUUCUAGGUUUUGGCAGAGCUCACUACAGAAACUGCAAAGCCUAAUGAUUUGAUGCAAAUGCAGGUACUUCCAAGAUCGUAUCUAUUGUAUUUAUUAAAUACAUUGCUACACGAAAAAAAAGGGGUCAUCUGCAGUUUGGAGUUUCCCUGUAGCAUGCAAGUCCAGUGUAAUUUUGAUCCGAGAUCAAUUUAAAGGAACACUAUAGUCACCUAAAUUACUUUAGCUAAAUAAAGCAGUUUUAGUGUAUAGAUCAUUCUAAAAUUUCACUGCUCAAUUCACUGUCAUUUAGGAGUUAAAUCACUUUGUUUCUGUUUAUGCAGCCCUAGCCCUAGCCCUGGCUAUGAUUGACAGAGCCUGCAUGAAAAAAAAACUGGUUUCACUUUCAAACAGAUGUAAUUUACCUUAAAUAAUUGUAUCUCAAUCUCUAAAUUGAACUUUAAUCACAUACAGGAGGCUCUUGCAGAGUCUAGCAAGCUAUUAACAUAGCAGGGGAUAAGAAAAUCUUAAUUAAACAGAACUUGCAAUAAAGAAAGCCUAAAUAGGGCUCUCUUUACAGGAAGUGUUUAUGGAAGGCUAUGCAAGUCACAUGCAGGGAGGUGUGACUAGGGUUCAUAAAAAAAGGGAUUUAACUCCUAAAUAGCAGAGGAUUGAGCAGUGAGGCUGCAGGGGCAUGUUCUAUAUACCAAAACUGCUUCAUCAAGCUAAAGUUGUUCAUUGACUAUAGUGUCCCUUUAAUUACUGUACAAGAUGUAGUUCUCAGGUUUUCCUUAGUUGAAUGCACUAAAGCCUGUUUGGCACGUCUCAAUAGAUGACUUGGUUGGCAUGGAGACACAGUUUCACUGAAUGCAUCAAAAGGAAUCCUUUUGUCUUUCUCUGCUGAUCCGCUCUGACAGUUAUCCAAUAAGGCACUGCGGAUUUUAAUUUAAGAAGACAUUUAUUUUGAGACAGCUUGAUUUAACAGCUAAUGUCAGGGUUACGUUUCCUGCUUAUCCAGGGUGCCAAACUGCUUCUGCUAUUUGAUGUGAGCACAACUGAGUAAUAGCUUUAGUAGCAGUAAAUAAGUAAAGGAUCCAUGCAAUUCAAGCCCUUUCCAGCAGGAGCAUUUCUCUGCCCAACAGAGCUUGGUGGGAUAUGUUGUUCAGCCUGCGGCACUUUUCUUGUUCCUGGAGGAGAAUGGGCUACUACUGGAGAGGGAAGAGGAAGAAUAAACUAGAACUGGAGAGGGGAGAGGGAAGAGGGAGAAUAAACUAGUACUGGAGAGGGAAGAGGGAGAAUAAACUAGUACUGGGGAGGGAAGAGGAAGAAUAAACUAGAACUGGAGAGGGGAGAGGGAAGAGGGAGAAUAAACUAGUACUGGAGAGGGAAGAGGGAGAAUAAACUAGUACUGGGGAGGGAAGGGGGAGAAUAAAGUAGCACUGGGGCGGGAAAAGGGAGAAUUAACUAGUACUGGGUGGGAAGAGGGAGAAUUAAUUACUGGUGAGUUUAUUUUUUAAAAUGUUUGCUGUGAAAAAGUUUAUGCUAUUUCUGCAGACCGGUGGCGACUGGUGACGUUUUAAGAUGGUGGGGUGCCAGACUCCUCCUCCAGAAUUUUACUCCUCCCUAUACAGUACAGAGAUACUCAUACAAUACAGAGAGGCUCAUACAUUAAAACAAGCUGGGCACAACAUAUAGAUAUCUGUCAAACACACAGAGCUAGUUAUACUACAGAGAUACCCAUACAACAGGUAGAGCUGAGUAAAAUACAGCAAUACAACCGAACUGAGCACUAAUAAAUAUCCCACACAGCCAGGAUCACGGUGAUAGAACACACAGAGCUUCAAUACAAAGAUAUCCACAACGUACAUUUCUCUGUAUAAUACUCCAACUGCCUGUCUAUUUUCCUAGCCCUCUCUUAGUUCUCAUUCUCACUAGAUCAUCUUCAGCAGUCUCCUGUUAUAACUUUAGCUUUCUAUUAAAUAUUGCUGCUUUUAUGAAAAAUUCCAGCCACUCCAUUAACUUUUAGCACUUGGUAAAGCAUCAAGAUACUGAUAGACUCCAGACAUGUCAGUUACUCCUGACUCACUAUUAGCUCUCAGCACAUAUUGUACACAGAGUUAAAGCAGUAGGAUACUGAGAGACUCCUUAUUUCCUUUGCAACUGUCAAUAUAAUUAAUGUGCAGUGGCAAUAUGGAGCCAAGAAGUAGCUGACAUGGUUACCAGAAUUAAAAAUCAUUACAGAUUAAAACAGAUUGGAAUCAGAUCAGUCCUCACAGUCAAAGCCCUAGUCCUGCAGUAUGAAGCUUUAAAACUUUCCAACUAGCCACAGCAUAAGUGUCUUAGGUCUCAGCUACAGAGUUACAGUGAUGGGUUUUUGGCUGCUGAGCCUACGCUAUGCAAUUUGUGGUAGUGGUUACUCAAACUAUUGGUGACAGACAGCACAGUGCUAUGUGUCAGAAAUGUACCGCUCACCUUGCCGCCCUUGGGCUUCCCUGGUUUUUUAUAUAUAUAUAUAAUUUUUUUUUAUUUUUUUUUACAUAUUUCAGUAAAUUUCCUUGCUUAAAGUCUGCCGCAGUGCACUAUAGUGCCCUGAGGGUGCCCUCACCCUCAGGGUACUCCUCCCGCUGGGCUCUAGGGGGAGGAAGGGGUUAAACUUACCUCUUUCUCCAGCGCUGGGCGGGGGACUCUCCUCCUCCUCGGCUGAAUGCGCAUGCGCGGCAAGAACCACACGCGCAUUCAGCCAGUCUCAUAGGAAAGCAUUCACAAUGCUUUCAUAUGAACGCUGGCGUCUUCUCACUGUGAAAAUCACAGUGAGAAGCACGCAAGCGCCUCUAGCGGCUGUCAACGAGACAGCCACUAGAGGCUGGAUUAACCCUAAUAUAAACAUAGCAGUUUUUCUGAAACUGCUAUGUUUAUAGAAAAAAGGGUUAAACCUAGCUGGACCUGGCACCCAGACCACUUCAUUAAGCUGAAGUGGUCUGGGUGCCUAUAGUGGUCCUUUAAUCAGCCCUUAGGCAGUCACCGGGGCUAUUGGGGGAGAGAAAAAUAUAUUAUACACUUACAUUUGGCAGGAGCUGCUGCUGGUGUGCUUUCCCUGUGUGACUUUCAAGAUUACUUUUUGCAUCUCUCUCCUGUGGGCACUAUAACCCCCACCUCCUGUUAUUAGCCAAUGAUAGCCCCUGAAUAGGGAGUCCAUGAGCAUGCCUCCAUUCAUUGGCAGCUGGCUCUGCUGCCCGAAUGGCAACACAAUAGAAAUUUCUGAAAUUCCUUCUUAAAGGAGACUAGGCAUGUGCAAAAUUUGCUGAAACAGGGCGGAUUUCAAACCAGCCCCAUUUUUGACAUGCCUAGAUGGUCUCAAAUAAACUUCUCCAUACAAUUACCAAUGAGGUGGAUGGGCGCUGCAGAACUGAAACCUAUCACAGAAUUAAACAGACGCUAAUUUUGUCUUGUAUUUUUUGACUUACCACCAUUCCUUCCAGAUAAAGAAUCUUAGUGUUUAUAAACUACUGCAAAUUAACGUUUUGCCCACAUAAAAAAACAAACAAACCUGGUGGGGUGCUACGCCAAGUGACCCUAUGAAGGACCCUCCACUGCGGCAGACACAAGGUCCAUUAACUUGGAUUAAUUUCCUAAAAAUGGUACAUUUUGAAUCCCUAUUUCAUGCUGAAUAGCCCUUGGACUGCACUGUAUAUCUUAAAUGGAAAACUAUUGUUAUAUUUUUGGUUUUUUCUACAUGAAUUUUAUUAAAAUAAAUCCAAUUUAAAGGAAAAAAAAAUACUGGCAAGUUAAGCCGGUCUUUAAAGCAUGCCAGGGUCCAUUCCAAUAAAGCAGGCCAACCCACUGAGAACAGGACUUGCAUUAAAGGACCACUCUAGGCACCCAGACCACUUCAGCUUAAUGAAGUGGUCUGGGUGCCAGGUCCUUCUAGGGUUAAUCCAUUUUUUCAUAAUUAUAGCAGCAGAGAACUGGUAAUUAUGAAUGAAACUAGUGGUUGUCUAUUGACAGCCGCUAGAGGCGCUAUGUUUCCACUGUGAAAAUCACAGUGAGAAGAUGCUCAUAGGGAAAGCAUUGUAAAUGCUUUCCAUGAGACUGAGAGCGCGCGCAGCGCAUUCAGGGGGGCGUCAGCGGAGAGAGGAGGAGGAGAGCUCUCGCCCAGCGCUGGAAAAAGGUACGUUUUUACCCCUUUCCCCUUCCAGAGCCGGGCGGGAGGGGGUCCCUGAGGGUGGGGGCACCCUCAGGGCACUAUAGUGCCAGGAAAACGAAUAUGUUUUCCUGGCACUAUAGUGGUCCUUUAAGCACUGUUCCAGUGAUGCCUGCAGAGUCCUAGAGCUCUGAGUGUAAGUGAGUCUAAUAAUGUGCUCACAUUGCACUUUUGUGGGGCAAGUUUCCUCAUGUCCCCAAAAAAAGGUCAGGAGAAGAAAUUCUGCCAAAAUCUGGCAUGUUGGUGGGUAUGGUAAUCACAGCUAUUGCCAAAAGUGGCCAAAUGUGAACCAAAAAAAAGAAAAUAUUCAUUUAAAAAAAAACAAAAAAAACUUCUUAUGAAUCCAUGUAUUAGGGGUAUGGAAGUCUCCUGGUGUUAGAGACUAUAAAUUUGGCAUAUGACUGACCAUUAAUCACAUUUUCUUAUAUUAAUCUUAUUAUUUUCUGCAAGAUAUUUGCAUUUAGAUUGUACGUCAGACACUCAGAGUGACAAUUCACAAUCAUCCUGUGCUCACUACUUUGUCUGCCUCUUGUGUGAGUAUUGAUAAGCAUCAUUCACAUUACCAACAUUUCUAUUAAUUAUGACCUAUAAAUACAGAUUAUGAGACCAGUUACUGUUUAUUUUAUAUAUUCAUUAUUUUUUCACCCCCAUUAAAUCUGUUUGUUAGUUAUUUAUUUUUUGACAAUAUUAUUAUUUUGUUUUAUUUUGGAGUUUAGAAUAACAUACAAGUUUACUCCGAUACAGUAUGGUAAACAGGAGUGAGGAAAUAACAGAACAUACAAAUUACAUGUUGGUAAACAUAGUCAAUUGUUUUGUGUCGUUUAAUAGUUCACCUGGCAUUUAUCAAGAGUACAGGGAGGCGGGUUAUGAUGGCCAGGUCCAGAGCGACAAUCUUUGGCACUUAAAGUGAAGACGGAAAAAUGUUAGAUGUUUGAAUUUUGUUGCUAAUUAUUCCUCUCUUUUGUCCCCCCCAGUACCUCACUGAAGCAGGAUGGACUGCAGAAGGCCGGGUAGUGGGGGUGACCCAGCCACGCAGAGUGGCAGCUGUGUCGGUAAAUGCUGCAAAUGUUAUUUGUAUCAAAUGUUACAUAUACAGGCUGAAAUGUUUUUAUAUGGCUAAUCUGGAAAUGGUUUUUACAAGUAUAAAAGUAGUGUGAUGUCGAAGAUGGGUUGAUUAUUUGAAACAACUGAGUUAGCAUCAUAAAUUGGGGGUUCCGAGGGUCUGCUUUGAUGUGGCUCAUACUCUGUUCCAUAAUGUCUUGCCAUGCUUUGUCGUAGGUGGCAGGGAGAGUGGCAGAAGAGCGCGGAGCCUUGCUGGGACACGAGGUUGGCUAUUGCAUACGAUUUGACGAUUGCACAGACCCGCAGGCUACUCGUAUUAAGGUGAGAUCAGUGUGUAUGGUAUAUCUACAUGAUAUUUCACUUUUACCUUAACAAGGUAGCUUUUAUGUAUAUAAAGUUGUGUAGUUAACCCUAUGUAAUCUACACAUAUAAGAUACCAUUGCAAAAUACUUUCAAAAAAGGUAUUUAAGGGGGCGGGGCCGGACCGCCGGAGGGAUCAGACGCGUUCUGUCUGAGCUCCCGCUUCAGGGCCGAAAAUCGGCGAUAACUGGGGGCCAAAUCUAACCAACGACACACUCCGGCAACUAAACUGACCCCCAGCUGUUGGGGAAAGCAGAGAUGCCUCCCAAAAACCCUACCUGGUACCAACGGUGACCCGAUGGAGGCCCGAAGCACGGGGGAGCUUGAGCCGGGAAGAGACGGCCGCUCUCCCGGGUCUCCAACCGCCGGCUGGCUUCCCCCCCCCCGGACCGGGGGGGUCAUCCCGGUCUACACAGACAUCCACCGGUGUGCCAAACCAGGCCUAAAAAAACCACCCCGCCGAGGUACACAUACUGAGCAGUGCCCCUCAAGAUGGCUGCCGCAUGAAAGCCACGUGCGUGAACUGCCAGCACAAUGAAGCCGAUCGCAGAGGAGACCACCCAUAUGACAUACUCCAGGGCUAUAUCUGCUGACCACACCGAGACCGGCAGCGGUGAGAAUGGCGAAAGCGGGAACAAAGCGGAGGAGCAAGCAACCUCUCCCACCUGCACAAGACAGUCCACUGAUGAAGAGAGUCAGAGGCCGCAGCUGGGCUGCAUAACUUGGACCCAGCUUCCUUCACCGAACCACCACAGACAGCACAUUGAAACCUGCCAACCAUAUGGACUAGGACUAUUCAAGCCCUUCAGCCUACUUUACCAAGCGGUAUUGUACGGACACUCUCUCGUGGGUCUGCUUAUAGCCACAUACCCAUGAUGUUUUGCUUUAAGGCACAUCGCUAUAUAUGCUUAUUUAACCCUUGUAAAAUGUGUUUGCAUAGCAGAAUUGUUGGUCUGGAUUAAGUUUACGUAGCAUAUACCUAGCUUGAGAUGAAUAUCUACUGUAAGGCAAGGCAGAACAGUUUGAAUACACAUCUCCUUAAGUGUCCUGUCAAUCUUAUAGGCAGCUUACUGUCUACCUACGUGCUACAUAAUACAGGCCUAUUCUACUUUUAUUAUUUUUCUCACACUUAAUUAGCCUAGCUAAGGGUAUUUUCUCGUUAUCAAACCUUGCAACUAGUGGUUACCCCUUUUGCCUGCGCUUAAUUGGUCAGCCGUGUGCUACCUCUAUAAUGCAUCUAUGUUGCCCACACAGCACACAAAAUCCUGCCAUUAUCUCCAUGCCAUGCUUAUGUCUAACCGUGAAACUGCUUAUCCAAGCUGAUGGGGCACUGACGGAUGUCUUUAGCAAUGUUUAAUCGACUCUAAUCACUUCUAUAUAUGUUAGAAUCAUAGUACGUUUAUUGUCUUCAGCUGGAUGACCCCACCGUGACCUAACACAAUAGACGAGCAAAACUAGCUUGUACUUAAUACGUUAAAAAUGUAAGCAUGUUCCUAGCCUGUUUUAUCUAAAAAAAAAAAAAAAAUGUGCUGUAUAUUCUUGCCAUAACAAUGUACACCGUUGAAACGCCUGUAACCGCUGUUGUGGCGCUACAGUCUACUCUGUUAUAUAAUCAAAUGCACAAAGAAAAAUAAAGAAUUAAAAAAAAAAAAAAGGUAUUUAAACUGCUUAUAACAAUGCAGGUAGAAUGUACCAGUAAUGUGUCUAAGAUGUUAUAAACAGGGAUCCCAAAGAUGGUGUAGAACUACAACUCCCAUGAUGCAUUGCAUGUCUUUAGAAUGACAAAGCAUCAUGAUAGCUGUAUUUUUAAAACAUCUACCUUUUAGGCACCACCUUUAUAAAAUCUCUAUACAGACAGCAUUUCCUUUACUGUCGUAUCAUAUUGUUAGACAGGAUUUUUAUUCAGUAGAUAAUUUUAAUGGAGGGACAGAUAUAUUAUUUAAUGUCAAUAUACCAGUCUCUGAUACAUAUUUUGAUCAAUCCUUUCUUCAUAAAGGCACUACUGAUCAAUUUCAUUUGUGUCUUGUUCAUUAAGCUUGUAAUGACAAACUACUUUUCCCAAAAUGCUUUGCCAAACACAUUUUUAACUUUUUAUUUUUUUUAAUUUUUUUUAGUUAUCAAUUUAUGCAGUCAGUCUUUUUAAAAGCUGUUCAGUAAUGUCACAUUUCUGGCUCUCCCUGAAGCCUGGUUCCUUUAUUGUUGUCCGAGUGCAGUAGGAAAUUGCCCCCUUCAAAAUCUACUUGUGUGCAGACACACAACUGUUUGGCUGCUGUCCAUAGACUGCCAAUAAACUUUACACGAUGCUGACAGAUCCUUGCUGUACAGUUGAAUCAGUGAUUCCAGCUAGUGGUUUAAUGAAUAAAUAGAGAGUGAGGCUUUUAGCUCUCUGCUUGUUGGUCUUUCUCUCCUGUUAACCCAUUAUCUCCUUGUAUCCAGUUCCUUACAGAUGGCAUGCUUGUCCGAGAAAUGAUGUCGGAUCCACUGCUCACCAAAUACAGGUUCGUUGCUUUGUCUUUCUUUUACCCAUGGAGUAUAAGAGGUGGGAACAGUUACUGGGUUAACAGUGAACUACAGCUGCGUGUGCACUCAGAAGAAACUGAGAAGGGCCUUCCACAUAUAUGUGUGGAAUUUAGAACCCAAACAGAUAUUUAGAAGACCACUUGUUGGGUGCUUAGGUGUCAGGGAAGCCUUAUGGAGAUCUAUAAUAAUAAACUCAAACUCAUGAAGUUGCUCCUAGUACACAGUGUGAUUUUUUUUUUUCUUUGUAUUUUUUGUUUGCUACAAUUAAGCUUCUCUCUUUAAUACAUCUAUACAUUAUUAGAAUUCAGAAUGUGUGUGUGUGUGGGGGGGGGGGAUUGUGCUUGCUUGCAUUGUUUUCAGUUGGUAUCUCUGUGUGAGAAUAUGCAGUUGUACAGCGCUGCGGAAUAUGUUGGUUUCAUGUAAAUGCCAUAGUAAUAAAAUAUCAGUAAAAUCUAGACUGUUAGUGAGCCCUCAUGUUUAGGUAACAGCAGACGAAUGCCUUGCAGCUAAUCUUAUAUUCUGGUUAACCAUAUUACUGCAGUAAACCCAUUGUCUGGGGGUUGGUGAAGAUAUUGUUAUAAAUUUAUUAAAUGUACUUUAUCUUGCGUGCAUGUAGAGCAACUUUGCCAACUGGAAAUGUAGCAAAUAUCUGGCAGAGUAGUAUGGAAUAAUUCCACUUAGAAUUUUAGAGUAUCUAAACAGACUUGACUGGUUUUAUAUCACAGAGCAGUGGUUCCCAAACCAAUCUACAAGGCACCCAAACAAUAUCGCCAUAUGAACUGAAUUGGGAAAUAACUAAAUCCUGGACUAUGGGGAUGGGAACCACUGACAUACUUAGCACAAAGGACAGAGAUAGUGUGUGAGACAAGAAGUACUUGCUAAUGUAAUAGGAUUAAACUCACUGUGUUUACACUGUCUGUCGGACAGUUUGCUGCUAAUAGAUCAGUUCAUCAUACUUUCUGUAAAGUUCUCUCCCCUACCCCCCUAGUAUCCAUGGCAUGCUUUAAAAUCUGUUUAAAUGUUUACUCAUUGUAUGACAAGCGUAUCAUCCUCUGUUUUAAUUCUCCCAGUGUGCUCAUGCUGGAUGAAGCUCAUGAGAGGACUCUUUAUACAGACAUUGCUAUCGGACUCCUGAAGAAGGUAAGAGAACCUAACUUUGAUGUCUUACAAUAGGGCUGACUCAGACGUAGGAAAUGGCAAUGCAUUUAAAAAAAAAAAAAAAAAAGUGUCUUUAAAGAAGUAUAAAAUAGUUAAAGGACCACUAUAGUGCCAGGAAAACUUGUUUUCCUGGCACUAUAGUGCCCUGAUGGUGCCUCCACCCUCAUUGUCCCCCUCCCGCCGGGCUGAAGUUGGAGGAAGGGGUUAAACACUUACCUUUCUCCAGUGCCGGGCUCCCUCGGCGCUGGGACUCUCCUCCUCCUUCGGUCUUCAUUGGCUGAAUGCGCAUGCGCGGCAACAGCCGCGCGUGCAUUCAGUCAGUCCAUAGGAAAGCAUUCUCAAUGCUUUCCUACGGACGCUGGCAUCUUCUCACUGUGAAAAUCACCGUGAGUAGCGCCUCUAGCGGCUGUCAGUGAGUCAGCCACUAGAGGCUGGAUUAACCCAUAUGUAAACAUAGCAGUUUCUCUGAAGCUGCUAUGUUUACAACAGGCAGGGUUAACCCUAGAGGGACCUGGCACCCAGACCAUUUUAUUGAGCUGAAGUGGUCUGGGUGCCUAUAGUGGUCCUUUAAGAUCACCUGUUUCUCUAUGCACCAACUGUAAAAAGAAUUGAUUAAAUUCAGUUUAGUUAUACAGUGCUAAAUCAUCAUUGAUCUAUUGAUCGCUUGACUUGUUUAUGAGCUGCACUUCCCAUAAUGCCUAAAAGCUUCCUAGGUAUCAUAGGAAUUGUUGUCCACAAAACAUAGGGUGACACGCUAAGCCAUAGCUGAUCUGGAUGAUAGACUUAAUAUUUUCAGCAGAUGAAUACAGUUUUCACAUGACCAGGCAAGUUUAGCUGUACCACUUAUAUACCUUCCACAUUAAACAGUGACCGUUUUCAAUGGGGAGAUAGCCCCUUACAAAAAAAGGCUACAGGUCUGUGAGGUCAGUUCCAAAAAUCUAAAACUCUGAAUAUCACAAUUUUUAGAAUACAAACUGUGAAGUAGUUACUGCAAUUUUUUUUCCUUGCAUUAUUUUUUACCUUGUCAUAUGUUUCUAACCCUCUGUUCAACCUUAUGGUAAUUGGCGCAGGUCCUAAAACGCUAUUUAUAGGUAUCAUAUUUUAUAUACAUCGACAGAUUUAAGUACAUGUUUUCCAGUGAGAUUCGAUGAUUCUAAAGAUAAAAUCUUUUCAGUUGACAUUUUGAAACCAACAGUUGUCCCUAUUAAUACAGUAAACAUGAUGAUCAUCGGGUUGUUGUGAUUUGUUAACUGAUUUUCAAAAUGUAGUUAAAAUUGGGAAAACCCUCCAAUUUACUGUCUUAAGGACUUUACCAACCCUGUCCUUUUGGCUUAAAUUUUGCAAGACUGGUUGAACUCACUAUUUAGUGAAUACCCUACUAUUUAAUUCAUGUCAAAGUUGUGCAAAAGUGCCUUGUAUAAUAAAAGACCAUUAGGGGUAUUCAAUUUAAAUUAUCACUAAUAUGACCAUUUAUAUAGCGACAACAGUUUCUGCAGCACUUUAUAGUUCAUCAAUGGGGAUAUUUAACAAUAACUAAUUGACAGGUACAAAUAAAGUUUGCAGGCACAAAAGAUGAAGAAAUUUGUUUAUCUGCUUGAUUGAAUUAAAACAUGGCACAGCAAAUGGGUAUAGCGCAGGACAAAUAAAAGCAGCAAGUAGCCUAAUGCCUUUCAUGUUUUAGAGACCAAUCCCAUAUGUUGCAAGGUAGCUGUCUGUCUGUUUAUGAACAAGUAACAGAGACAGCUACAGUAGCCCUAAAGUGAUCUUUUCCAAAACCAAAUGCAGAGACACCCCUCAGCUCCCUAGACCCCAGGGAAUGGAGUGCUGCAAACGCUAUCCGUCUCACAGCAGCCAGAGGUGGCCAGGAAGAGAGAGAGGAUAACUUAAUCUAUUGUUUUCCUGUGUGUCUGUGUGCGCGUAGGAGUGUAUAAUUAUGAAUGCAUGUGUGAGUGAAGGGCUAAUGUAAACAUGUGAGAAAGUGUGUUGCUAGUUAUGUAUGUUUGUUUAUGUGGGUAUUAUAGGCGAGUGUAUGUCGUAUAAACUGUGUCAGUGUAUAUAUUACUAUGUCUAUGUAUUUUGUAAUGGGUGGAAAGUGUGCUUGACCCCUAACCUUCUGCCCUGGUUCUUAGGUUCCAGGGAAAUGUCAACCCCUGAUUUAAGCUUAUAUGAAGUUAGAAUAUAUAUUUUUCAGUAUACUUAAAGGACCACUAUAGGCACCCAGACCACUUCAGCUGAAUGAAGUGGUCUGGGUGCCAGGUCCAUCUAGGAUUAACUCUGCCUGCUGUAAACAUAGCAGUUUCAGCGAAACUGCUAUGUUUACAUAUGGGUUAAUCCAGCCUCUAGUGGCUGUCUCAUUGACAGCAGCUAGAGGCGCUUCCGCGCUUCUCACUGUGAUUUUCACAGUGAGAAGACGAUAGCGUCCAUAGGAAAGAAUGCUAUGGAGAAUGAUUUCCUAUGGACUAACUGAAUGGCACGCGGCUCUUGCCGCGCAUUCAGCCGAUGACAACCGAAUGAGGAGGAGGCGCUGGAGAAAGGUGAGUGUUUAACCCCCUUCCUCCCCCUUCAGCACGGCGGGUGGGGCACUAUAGUGCCAGGAAAACCAGUUUGUUUUCCUGGCACUAUAGUGGUCCUUUAACAUUUACCAUACUGCGAGGAUUUAAUGGGUAGUUUGUAUUUACCUUGCUGGCUGAGAUCAUCAAGAUUGAUGAUUUCGGCAAAUCCAAUGCUUCCACUUGGGGAAGCCACUCGUAACAUUGCCAUACUAAACGGCAAUGUUUUACAUUGAAUACCUUUAGUUGUCCUUUAAAAAAAGCACUUAUCAGUCUUUUUGCUAUUGUUGGUUUAUACCCUGUAUCUGUUAUCAGUAUUUUUCUAUCUAUACUUGCUCUAUUAUUUAUUCAUUUUUGUUAUUCAGGUUCAGAAGAAGAGAGGGGAUCUGAGGCUGGUUAUAGCAUCAGCAACACUGGAUGCAGAGGUAAUUACAGCAUAUAAACCGAGACUCUUCAUCUAGAUACAUUGUUCUUUUUAUCAUCCAUACGGGUUUUCAUUUCCCCCUUUUAACGGUUACUACAAUAACGCCUUUUCUCUGCUUAUUGUAUGCUUUUUGUGCUGCACUAAUACAAUGUGACAAUAUACUGUGCUUGAUUCUAAAAUCCAGCUGUCAGUUCUUUGAUCUGAAUACUGAUGUUAUUAGAUCGCUUCCUGAAUUACAUCACACAUACCGGGACAUUUUGUUACUUUUGAUUAACUAUAGAGACACAAUGUACACAAUGUACAAAGCGCUGCAUCAUAUUGAAUACAUUAGGGGUCACUGUAUAUAUUUUAGCUCCUAUUAUACUGUAUACUGGGUGUUUGUAUGACGUGUUAUUAGUGUUUGUGACACUACCUUGACCAUUGCCAUUUGUGCCAGACCUGCUUAAUUCCGGUUAAGACCUUUUUUUUUUUUAUUGCCGAUGUGAAUAUAUCUUUGUUAAUUUUACAAUUGUGUAACUAUUCUCCAUGUUUAUAUUCAUCACGAUUAUACAUGAACCAUACGAUGUAUAUAAAAUGUCUGUAAUUUCUUUAUAUUUUUAAAUUUAAAAAAAGUACAUUAGCUGCUAACUAAUUAAAAGUCUCAAACCCUUGUGCAACAAGUACAUAUCACAUGAAAUGAUUUAAAUCUCAUCCCAGAAACAGCAGAAGCACUGCUAUGUCAAGACACAGAUUCUGAUGCCUUGUGUGAAUUGGCAUCUGAGUGAACCAGUGUCUGCAGUCAUGUACCGAUCUUUUGCUCAUGUGGGGCUCAUCAGCACAUUGCUCACCAGGGUUUGCUGUUGGAAAUCUCUCUGAGUGCAUAAAGAUUAGCAGUAGCGAGAUAUUGGUGAUUAACCCCUCAAGGACCAAACUUCUGGAAUAAAAGUUUUGUUUUGUCAAAUACAGGUCAUACAGCCUUCGGAAACGUAACAUGAGAACCAAAAACGUUACAAUUCUAUCUGUACCUUUUUAAAAUUUUAGCUUUUAAGCAGGGCCAUGAAAUUCUGAUGUCUUAUAGCACGAAGCUAUUGCACAGGAUGAUGUCUGAAAAUUUAAAAUAAAUAAGGAUAUCUAAAGCUGGAAGAGAGACAAUAUAUUUGGUAUAUGCACGUAUUACUAAAUUCGGGAUAUGUAUUAAGUUAUAAUUUGGACACGCUAAUAUUCCAGAAUUGGCACUUGAUGUUUGAAGCUUCUCUGCUAGAGUGUAUUAUUAUUUAGGGUAAUAUUCGCCAUUGUGUUCAAGUAAGAAAACCUUUCUAGUUUGAACAGGGGAAUCUAAGGAUGGACUUUUGAAAGGUAAAAACUGGCAAAACAAUGGUUACAGCCAGGGAUAUAAGAUCUGGAAGAAUAUUCAGUGUUCACUCCCGGUUUAUACUUGCAGGCGAUAAAGUGAAUUAUUGUUGUUUUACAAUUUUAUUUUAUACAUUUCACUGUUAUAUUUUCUGACUUUAAGUGUACAUUUCCUUUUUCUGUUUACACAAACACAGAAAUUCAAGGCGUUCUUUAAUCAGAAUGAUACUAAUGACCCCAACAGGGACACCUGUGCUAUCCUAACUGUGGAAGGAAGAACUUUUCCCGUAGAUAUUUUUUAUACUCAGAGGUUAGUCUUAUUAACAGUUUAAGUUAAAAAUUAGCAUUGCAUGUACAAUGUCAUUAUUUGUUUCAGUUGUCUUACUAUGUUGUUUUGUUUCCCUUUCUGUGACCUUUUCGUCACCUCUGUAUACUUUUAACCACUCAUCCACAUUCCAUCUCUUUUUGUUGUUCCUCUCCAUCACCCUAGUCCAGUUCCCGAUUACUUGAAGUCCACAGUCCAGACGGUAAUGACAAUUCACCAGAGUGAUAUGGAGGGGGAUGUUCUGGCAUUCUUGACUGGCCAGGUAAAAAAUGUAAUUCUUAUCCUGGACUAUGGGACAAAAUGUAGAAUCUAAAAACAAAUCUUCGCUGACUUCUUUUCACUUGUACCUAACUAUUCCAUGCCGUCGUCUUCCUCUUUUCUUGAAGUUCUUCCUUCGUUCUGUUUGUCAUUCCAUCAAUUUCUUUUUGUGCAAGCCUUUCUCUUCAUUACUUCAUCUCAUGCCAUCAUUUACUGUCUGGCAGGAGGAGGUUGAGAGUGUGGUGUCCAUGCUGGUGGAACAGGCCCGUGUUCUGUCUCGCACAGGCAUGAAGAAGCACUUACGUGUUCUCCCCAUGUAUGCUGGGCUUCCUACAGCCGAACAGAUGCAAGUAUUUGAGAGGGUUCCUCCCAGUGUCAGAAAGGUAAGCAUAAAAGAUGGCGAUUAUUUUCUUCCUGUUUAGCAUAGAUAUUCUAGGAUUGUUCAUUUGGCAUUCUCUGCUCUGUGUGUUUUUCUACAUCCUCAGGUGGUGGUUGCCACUAACAUUGCAGAGACAUCCAUCACGAUCAACGGCAUCUCCUUUGUCAUAGACUGUGGCUUUGUCAAGCUACGAGCAUAUGACCCCAAACGAGCAGUUGAAUCUCUGGUUCUGGUACCUGUGUCUCAAGCCUCAGCUAAUCAAAGAGCAGGGCGCAGUGGGAGGAACCGUUCUGGGCAGUGCUACCGACUUUACACAGGUAAAAUUGUGAUGACACAUCUUCUGACAGAUUAACAUUUUGUAAGCAAUAUUUUUCCCUUCUAAUGUGCCCUAUCCUACCGGUGAGAGUUACACCUCACAACUCCAACAUUGAUGCUCAUCUUUCUUAAGUAAUCAUUAGAAAUGUUUUGUGUCAUUGCGGGUUAGCCAUCAUUACUAUAGGUGAAGUGGUGGUGACUGGGGUAGGGGGUACAUCUGGGUUAAGGGUCUUAUGCAGCUGAAACGCAGAACUACAAAAAAAGCCUACAAAGAUUCCAUUGUGCUAAAAAUUACAUCUUACUCUUCUCAACAAUUGCAAACUUAGUGUACAUUUUUCAUGUCUCAGCAGUUAAAAUUGCAAGUUCUCAUUAGCUCUUGCUUCCUGGCAGGUUUGUUUUAGAAAAGCAGAAGUAGGGGUGCAGCCUGACAGCCGAGCUUGCCAGAUGUGCUUUGCUAGAGCUCUGGUCCCUGAGGCAAAUCCUGGCAAUAAAACUACAAACACACCCACCAAAAUUGGGUGAUAAAGCUUCAGGGGUUACCCACAGCAUCAGCGAGGCUGCUGAUCGAGCCAAAAGCUCAUAGCCUGGGAGGAUUAAUUCAGCAGGGCACUAGCGGCCUACACUGAGCUACACGAGGGUAGGAGACGCGGCUGAUCUCUCCACUAGCAUCCGCCCAGUAACGUGACGAAAUAGCACAGACACUGUUCCCCCCCGCCCUCCCGCCGGAGAGGGAUAUUCCGGCACUGCGCUACAGAGUUAACCUAUUGACCUCUGGUGUUGGUGUGAAAAUUUUAAGCGAAGACAACGCUGUGUGCUUUGGCCUCACCAAGAUGGCGGAUGCCACAUGCUCCUCCGCCAAUGGAGACCUGUCAUACACCACCCAGCAACAUCUCGACAAGCUGUUUGAAGCCUUUUGGCAACGAGUCAGCAGGCGAUGGCAAAAGCCCGCACAUAACAAAGUGGCACAGCAACUCCCUGACCUACCUUCGACUCCCCACCAGCAGUCUGUCAAGGCCACACCGCGGACAAUCACAAUUUAUUUGCAAGCUCGACCGAGCGCUCUGCAUAUUCAGAACAGGAGGACUCACAAGGGGGUGCCUAACCGGAGAAGGCUCUCGAAGAAACAAAGCAGCCGGAGGCCGGUUCGGAGCCAGUCUCUCACUACCAGCAGCAAAUGUGCUGGGCACUACACUCACCUGCCGUCCAGUCCCCUUCUACAGAAGACGCCGCUGAACCUGCCGAUGAACCGCCACCAAUGUCUAUCUAAGGGUGACAGCCCCUCCAUAAGAAAGCUUCUGACACAAGGCCAGGCUUCCAACUGGUGGGACAAAGCUGAACUCAUACAGGAAAUAAAACAAGAAAGUAUCAGCGCUAUUUGAGUAUAGUAUCUUAAAAUUUAUAUAUAAUCCAAGCAGCUGCUAACCACCGUGAGAAUCUUUUAAACAAGAGUGAUAGAAAGUAGUAGGUAGUAACGGUGUAGCGCUUAUGUGCAGAAUUGAAUAUAAAAAAGUUUACCCAAUUUUUCUUCUAUGUUAAUCAGUUAUUCUUUGUUAACCUUAAGGUAAAAUAGAAAAAAUACAUAACAUAACUCAUACAGGAAAUACGCUAGGCAGAGGGCAAUCAACUGGCCUCUUUACCCGGUAUCCUGCAUCUGCAGAAUCCAUAUCAAGAGAUGUUCCAACUCAGCCCAACCAUAUGUAUCCUAUUGGAAUGCCUUGCACACUUAGCUCUGUUCUAUAACUCAUGUUAUCCACUAGUUAUUUCACCUCCUAGUACAGUGCUCCUGUUGUUUUUCUUGUUUUCUACUUACUGUAGGAACUGCUCUUGCAAGUCCAUCACAAAGCUCAAACUCCACUUAAAAUGAUGUCUUUAUUCACGACCUACCUCUAUAUUUAAACCUCUUCCCUCCAUCCUGUUGAUGUACAGGUCUUCUUCUAUAUGAAUUAUUUUCUUGACACUUUCUUGCAUUCGUUUAGUUUAACUACAAUUAUCAUCCAAUCUCUUUCUCUCUUCCUGUGUCUCACUUCGAGUUAGUACUAGGCACCAGGUAGCUCUCCGGCUGCUGUGGACCUGCUACUUCUAUGAUAACAUUCUAGAACCUGGAGUUCUUGUGAUAAGACCUCCCUAGGCUGGCAGAGCAAAACGGAUGACGUAGUUCCACAAAAGCUGGAGAACAAUAUGUAGUCUGCCAGUGUUUCAGUGCUUUUUUUUGUUGUUGUAAAUUUUAAUUUUAGAACAGUAAGAAAAAUAGGUUUAUUAAAAUAAGUAAAUGAAAGUAAAAUCCAUAGCUUGGUAAUAAAUGUUAUAGGGUUGUCAGCAUAAAGCUUUUUCUGUGAUUCUUUUUAUUACUGUUACUGUGAGGCUUAUAAACAAAGAAUUGUGGAAGAUCAACAAAGGCAACUGCAAAGAUGGAAAAUGCUUUGGGUGGAGAGAUUUACCAGUUGGUCUAGCUUAAAGGGGAACUGCCAUUUCUCUGGAAAGUACAUCAUUUAACAUGCACUGAAUAUGAUCUAUAAUUUGUUUUUAACUUUUUUUAAUGUGAUGCUCCUUUUUUAAUUCAUAUUAAAGUACACCUGUCAUUACCAAAACUAAUUUUCUCUCUUUCUCUAAAAAACAUCAGAUUUAAUUUAUAUAUUGUGCUAGGAGUUUUGCUAGUCAAUGUAUGGAAAAAUAGGAUCUUUUCCCACCUGUCAGUCAGUUUUUCAGCAUAGACUGUGCUGAAAACUUCAUUUAUAAAAGAGUGUAAAAGAAGAUCACCCACAAGCAGUCCUUCUGCUCUCUGUCCAUAGCAACCACAUGGCGUGUGCUAUGGUAUCUCCCUAGCCAGUCUUGCUAUCAGACGCUGGCAACAAAUUCAUUGUAUCUGAGUCAUGGUGGAGUUUUGUCCUGCUUGGGAAAGCCUCUCCAAGCAGGGCAAAUCAGAGAACGGGCAUACUGGAGGUGGGAGUAUGUGGGGAGCGGAUGGUCAGGUAAGUGGUGACAGGUUCCCUUUAAAUAUAGAGUAAAUUACACACAAUCUAAUUUAGACACUGCCAGGGUCAAACAUUGAAAAAGAGGUGGAGAAAGAGAAGCAUUGUUUUAUUUAUCCUCCUCUUUACUGAAUGCAUUCUCUGUGCUGACUGUCAGAUACAAAGGACAGAGCUAAUAACCGUGAUUGACCGGGAGUUAUGAUGGAGGUGUCCAGUUGCAGGAUUUCUACAUUUUAUUUCAUUUUCAUAUCUCUCAAAAUAUUUAUUUGUUAAAUGUAGGGGAUAUAUAAACACAAAAUAAAAUAUCCGAGAAGUGGCUGUUCCCAUUUUAAAGUUUGCAAAACCUUUUGUCAAUUCUCCCAAUUUUUAGUUUAGGUGAUAAACCUGUUGGUUGAGAUUUUGCAUGUCUGUUACUUCUUAGUUUUGUUUCAUGUUUCUCCCCUCUCCCACCUGUUUCCUUCCUUGUCUCUCCCUCUUGGUCUGUGUGUCUUGUCUUCUCCCUCUGUCUGCACGUAGACUGUGUGUUUACUGUAAUCUGAUUCAUGCUCCAUCAUGCCCCGCACCCACAGUUUAAGGUGUGUAUCCCUGUGACUUGUGAAAGCUGGAAGGAAAAUAAAAUCAAAUUUCCCGCCCUGAUUUACAUAUUCCAUUAUAUUUCAAAAAACAACAUGAUGUAGAUUAACGUUACAAACCCCUGGAGGGAGAAUGAUGAAAUGAAUAGGGUAAACGAAGUUCCCAUUCUCCUACUUUGAAACAAUGAGCAAAAAGCUGUUCUAACAACUGAAAAAUAUUUCAAACUGUCAGUUGGGGCUUCAAAGGGAUUGAGUCAGAGGAACAUAUUGCAUGUUAUAUAGAAUAAAGGGCAAUUGGAGGAUAAUUUUAUCAUGUCAGAACAAAUAGUAUGAAGAUCAUCCAUUAACCCUAUCCUAUCCAUGCCAGAUGGUUAAAGGAAAACUUCUGCAGUUUUCUGAGCAUUGGCAUUUAAGUGAUCCUUGCGUAGAAGCAGAAUUUACUCACGCUCCUGUGACCAGCACUGUAUUUAUAUUACCGGACACCACUAAUGCUUGGUUGUAUAGGAUGAGGUAUUAGCAGUAGAAAGAAGGAAGUGCUCAUGCCGUUGUACAGAACACUGGUGAGACCUCACUUGGAGUAUUGAAUGCAGUACUGGAGACCGUAUCUUCAGAAGGAUAUUGAUACUUUAGAGAGAGUUCAGAGAAGGGCUACUAAACUGGUUCAUGGAUUGCGGGAUAAAACUUACCAGGAAAGGUUAAAGGAUCUUAACAUGUAUAGCUUGGAGGAAAGACGAGACAGGGGGGAUAUGAUAGAAACAUUUAAAUAUAUAAAGGGAAUCAACACAGUAAAGGAGGAGACUAUAUUUAAAAGAAGAAAACUACCACAACUAGAGGUCAUAUUUUUAAAUCUUUGCCCCUCUAAUUUAAAACUAUCAGGAAAUAUUACUUUACUGAGAGGGUAGUGGAUGCAUGGAAUAGCCUUCCAGGUGAAGUGGUAGAGGUUAACACAGUGAGGGAGUUUUAACAUGCGUGGGAUAUGCAUAAGGCUAUCCUAGAUAUAAGAUACGGCCAGGGACUAAUGAAAGUAUUUAGAAAAUUGGGCAGACUAGAUGGGCCGAAUGGUUCUUAUCUGCCGGCACAUUCUAUGUUAUAAUACAAUGCCGGCAAAGCAGAUCGUAGGUUUGGGUAGUCACUGCUCCUGGCUGAGAAUCACUUAACUGGCAGCACUGAGGGAGAGAACUCCACAGCAGAUGCCAGUUGUCCUUUUAAGAACUACAUUUGCGGUGAUGGUGAGCAUACCAUCUUGCUUUUGCAGAGAAGAAAGUUUUUAAGCAAAGAUACUUGACUUAAGUAAUUGCACAUAAAGACUUCUUUAGAUUUAUCUAAACACUAUUUAAUGUUUUAUUUUACAUUCUGUUCACUGAUAACACUAAAGCUAAAAUUAUCUCCAUUGCAGUGCAGAGGCCAAGCUCUACUUGUAGCCUGAUUCUCAUCCACCAUCUCACUAGAGUGGGAGGACGGGCUGAAGGGAGGACAUGGGCUGCACAGGAUGGGGGAUUCUGUCAUUGUAUGCCUUUCGCCAGCAUGCUGUGACAUCAGACAUACAGUAUGCAAAGACUUAAUAUUGGUCACACCAGAACUCUAAAAAUGCCCUAAUCAUGCUGACGGAGGUAGUUACACCUAUGACACCAAAGAGGCUAAACGCAAUAUGUGCAUGGGCAGUAUUUCAUAGUGAAACACUGCACAUACAGAAUCUAUGGUGCAUGUUGCUUAGCGUAACCCUUUAAUGUACAUAGAACAUUCCAUUGAUUAGAAACCUCAAAAUAGAGCAAAGUUUAAAAAGUCAAAGGGGAAGGUAUUGCACAACAAAUAAUGACUGCUGGGGAAGGAAGAGAGAGAGAUGGAAAAGGGGCUUAAUGGGAAACAAGUGUAGAGGCAGUACGUACACUGGAGGCACAUAUAACCAUUCACUGCCACUUUUGUCCUCUCACCCACCCACUAUGGGUUACGGUCUUGAUAGGGAUUAAUUUUUUACGGACUGUAGCCAAACAGAAAGUACAUGAUGUACCCAACUUUGUUCAUGCAACCCUGUUAACUUUGUACAUAUGAUUACUGUCUUCUACAAACAAUGCCAAACUUCUCAUGUAUAAAUAUGUCACAAUAAUAAUACGUUUUUAUGCAAAUGUUAUUGUUUUCAAAUUGCGACCAGAAAAUCUAAAAAUAAAGAUUGUCCAAAAAAGUUUAAAAAGUCAAACCCCUUGGUAACUUAUGAAAUGUUCCUGUUGGUUACAGUGGUGAUUGCUAAACCUUAAUUUUACUACAUUUUGGUUUUAGUGGCACAUUUAGCCCAUGUAAAACUGUACAGCCUGUCCAACUAUAAACAACUCCUAAGUUACGUUGGCACCUCUUGUCUCACCGAACAGUCUUACCAUCUUCAUUUAUGGUUCUGAUUUCCUACAUGCACUGUCUUCCAUUUCCUGUGAAUUAUAUGAUUGUAAGCUUAGCCCUCUCUAUCUCACUUGUCGUAGUAUAAUGGAAACUCUACAACUAAACUUCCUUGUAGACGCCCAAAGACAAUCACAAAUGGUCAACAGCCCCCAACUUUGGUAGAAUAAAAACUCUUUGAUGGCUUUCCGGAAUCACUUAUCAUUCUGCAAGAGUGGGGGGAUUCUCUUCUGUCACCAAUAGAACCCCAAAUUUACUAAUGUUAUAACUGGUUUAUUGCUUUCUUCCAUCUGCAGAGGAGGAUUUUCAGAAGCUCCCUCCGUCCACCGUGCCAGAGAUGCAGCGGAGUAACCUUUCACCAGUGGUUUUGCAGCUGAAAGCACUUGGCAUCGACAAUGUUCUACGUUUCCCCUUCCUGUCGGUUAGUUGGAGGCUUGGUCUGGGAAUAGAUGGGUUAGAAGGUUAUGCCAAGAAAAUGGUUGCACUUUCUAUGUAUGAUUGAUUAUCUGUUUUCGAAUAAAUCCUUCUACAACUAUUUCAAUUUAUAUUUUUCAAUUUUCAUCUUGAUUGUUGCCGCCCUAGUUUGUGGGUGUGUCUCAAAAUGCAUAGUUCUGUUUUGCUUUAUAAAGAUCCGGUAAUCUCUUAAUCCAGCAGGCAGAACGUUGACUCCCAUGAUGCUUUGACAGCCUAAGCAUUAGUGAAGUAUUAGUUCAACAGCCUGAGGUGGUGCUACAUGUUAACCACCCAUUCCACAACUUGGAGAUCUGUAGUUAAUCAGAUACCAUGAGCUAUGGCGUAACUGAGAGCACUAUCAGAAACUGGAAAUUCUUAUUAAUGCUGUGUCUGUCCUGGGACAAGCAGACACCCCUGAAUAGCAUUAGAUUUCCAGUAUCUGCAGUAAAAUGGAUAUCACUUGAAUCUGUGACACUAUUAAUGACAACCUAUAGAUGUGCAUUACUUAUGUUUAUUUCUCUAUCUCUUCCAGCCACCCCCUGCACAGUCAAUGGUUCAGGCCUUGGAGCUACUGUAUGCGUUGGGAGGUGAGAACUCCUAUGUUUAUCCAUAACCUCUGUCUCCUGAUUUUAUACAUCGAUAACAUUCAUACUGAAACUAACUGUGUCUUCAGUGGAAGGAUGCAUCUUGCAUAGUUUGUGCAGACUUGUAGAUGCAUGUUUUUGCAGAUAACUUGCAUAUUGGCUAUACUGAAGGGGGCUUAAAGACAAGUGGGCCUAUAUUCUAAGAAUAGCUGAAAGUCAUUGCUUUGGGGUAUAAAUUGCCCUUUAAAAUAACUUUGUGUUUAAAAGCCACUCUGUUACUUACACCUGCUAUGAAUCUGCUGUUACCAGUGGGAACAUCACAUCUUAAUGUGACAUUCCAAAAACACGGAUCUCUCUAGCUGAUACAUGAAUUUUGAAAAAGGCAAAGCCUUUAGCUCUAAAUGCGGAGUGUUUUUUGUUUAUUGACUGGUGUAUAUAUAUUAUGUUUGUACCGCAGGUCUUAACGUACUGAAAACCUGUACUGGUGGAGGUUCUCAAGGACAGAACUUUUCUGCUGCUACAUGGUCUUUGAUAUUCUUGUUGCCUUCUGUUAGUUAUAAUUGUUUAAGAAUUUCCUGAAAAAUACAGUCAGUGUGAAGUUUAGUUUACAUAAAAGAGCACAUUUUGAGGGAAAGAAAUAUAAAUAUAUAAGUUAUGGAACUUGCUUGUUUUUAGUGUUCCUUGAUAUUGACAUUUAACAGCAAAAUGAAAGUGUUAAUUUUUGGGGGGGUUUUUCCCCCUCAUUUGAACAUUUUUGGACAAAUGACUGUGAUUUGCAUACUCGUCAUAUUGAGAUUGCCUAAAAACAAACGUACUAAUUAAAAUGCAGCUGUGUGUGCACAUUUCAUUUUUUCUUUCUAUUUGUGUAUGCAACCUAUUGUAAUCUUUUUAUAAAAUGCGUGGUGCCGGAAAACAAACAGCCCCACGCAUACACACACCACAGACCAUACACACAAUGUGACACCGCACAGGCAGAAUACAACAACAUACACACCUCAAUUUAAAAAAUUAGGACUGGCAUGCCUUAGGACAAGAUCUUGUUUUGGCAUACUACUAAUAAAAGGUUGCCGACCCCUGUGCUAUAGGAAUUUAUAUUUAUAUGCACUGUUUUCCCUUUCUGUAAACUAUGUAAACCCUACCUUUAAUGCUUAAUUGCUUAGAAAAAGAUGUAUUUGUGUCAUAUUUAAGUAUAGAAUAUACUUUAAAUUGCAUUGAGACUUAAUAAUUGUAAGUAUUUUUCAGAAGGACUUACUAUUCAUUGGACAUUACUGGUUUUCUUGGUAAAUUUCUAAACCUAAUGUCUUUGUGCUGUUUCUGCUUUAGGUCUGGAUAAACACUGCCGUUUGACCGAGCCCCUUGGUGUACGGAUGGCUGAGUUCCCCCUCAAUCCUAUGUUUGCCAAGAUGUUACUAGAGUCCGGUAAAUACCAGAUGACCAUUGAAAGAAUUCACAGCUAUAGGUCAUUUACCAUACUCACAACUGCCUAGACACGAAUGGAUCUGCAUCCAGGGAUAUUCCUCCUGUGUCGCUACUCACAGCCAUUUUGAAAAUUUGCUGAUCCAUGUCAGAUGCAUUCAUGUGUAAUAGAACAUGCUCACUUUAGUGUUUGUGGUCUGUGUGUGUGCGCAAGGAUGUUUUACUGUCUUCGAUACAUAUGCAGAGCUGUCGGCAAACUGGCAGCCCAAAAGCACACAUAGGUGGCCUCCGCAUCUCCAGUUCAGUAGUUUGAACCUAUGAUUUAAAGAAAGGUUUCGUUUCACAGGAUUUUUUUAUAUUAUGUUUACUUAUCACUAUAUUUAACAAAUAUGUAUUUGUGGAGUAUGAAAAAUAAAAGUAAAUGCAGAAAUAUACACCUCUUUAUUAUGCAGCUGGGUGCAGUCAUCUUGGCCUCCCUGUCAAUCAUUAUUAUAAGCUCUGCCCUUUGCAUUUGGCAGUCAGCCUACGAAAAGGAGAAAAUAAACAAAUCGAUGUUUCUAUGGCUCUGCCGUAUUUGCAGUGUUGGUUCUCGCUUUGCCUUGUCGGAACAUGAUUAUGGUGUAAUGCCUGUUAAAUCUUUAACAGGCAUUUAAAAGGAAGAAUUAAAAAGCAUCCCUUUUAACAUUUCACUAGUUUGUUACUUUAGCCUCUAUUGUCAUUCAGUUUAAGUUACAUCCUAAAGGAUAUAUUUAACCUGUUAAAUAAAACCACUAAACUGGAACUACCAUAUGCCAAUAUAAAUCUAAAAGGGCUACGGAGGCUAUAAUACAAAUGUCAUUUUGGCUAGGUGUGAAAUGAGUGGAAAAUGACAUACUACAAACAUACUAUAACAUGAAGUAUAUAAGAUUUAUACUAAUCUUUCUCACAAUUAACGGUCCUCUAUAACAGAAACUGAAGUUAUUUUGAAUUGCAUGCUGCUUUCUCCCCUGGCUGCAUUCUGUCUGUUUUAAGAUGAUUGCAGGUUUGGGAUCAGAUGAGGGAAUUUAUUAAACAGUGAAUUGAAGUAAACAAAACAAAAAGCAAACAAAGAAUAUGAGAACCCUGAAAAGCUUAGUGAACCUCAGUAGCUUGCCGUUCGGUUAGUUCCCGCUCAGGUCUCAAAAAAUGUUUUUGGUCACUUGUGCCAUUACAAAGAUAAUCUAUACAAUUUACAUAUCAGACUGAUCGCGACCAUAAGGGCAGUCCAGGACCAAUUCCUUUCUGCAUUAUAGAUACAGCAAUCUCGGGCGAUCAUGAGAAAAAUACAUAUUUUCUGUAUUUGUUGCAAUGCAUUUAUUUACGCUCUCCCUAAGCUGGAAGAGUAGUCCAGGCAUGGACCCCAUGCUCACAGUGUCUAAAGGGGUAUCAGAUACAUCGGAUACACCUUGCUGAUGAGGCCCAAAGAAGGUUGAAACAAUUAUCUGGGUUGCUGUAUCUUUCAUCCAGAUAAUUACUUGCCAGCAUUUUGGUUCUGGACUGCCCUUAUGGGUGGGAUCAGUCUGAUAUGUAAAUGGUAUAAGUUCUCUCUGUAAUGGCACAAGUGACCAAAAACAUUUUGAACACCGGACUGGGGACUAACCAAAGGGCAAGCUACUGCGUUUCUCUAAGCUUUUGCACAUUCUUAGAGUUCUCAUAUUCUAUGUUUUUGUUGCAGUGAAUUGUAGUAAAUAGAAAAAAUAGCUGAUUUUGUAAAAUUUUUAAUUUUAUGUUCACCAAAGUCAUAAACCAGCUUUUUUUGUCCUGAAUUUUACAGUUCUGUUUUCAAUUUACCCUUCAGGGUAAUUAACUAGACGAGAUAAAGGUAGAGGAACAAUAAUACAAUUGUAAAAUAUUUUCAGAGGCUUUAGUUCUUCCCAGUAAUGUGAAGGUAGCUCACUUUUAGAAAUUAUCAUCUCUCCUCCAUUCAUGAUCAGAUCUCACUUACAAGUGUACUGGUGCCCUCUAGUGUUAAUUCUGUUACUCAUCCUUUCUCACUUAACAACAGCAAAAUACACACUCAAUGCAGUCACACAUUGGUUGAUAUGUGUUGUUGGUUUAGUUAGUUAGUUAAGCUUGGUGGGCUUUUUAUUUUUUUUACUUUAGUCUUAAGAGAAUGAUCUCAGUUAUAAAGUAAGAUGUGAUCAUCCAAAGCAAUUGUGUUAGAUUUUUCAACAAAAUGUUGUUUCUUGAUUUUAUUAAGAACCCCUCUUCCUUUUUUCUCUACAGGUAAUUUUGGCUGCUCAGCUGAGAUUUUAAGUAUUGCCGCUAUGAUGCAGAUUCAGAACGUCUUUGUUGUACCCCCGAAUCAAAAAUUACAGGCUGUGAGUGUUUGUUUCUACUGAUUUAAGGCUCUGGAAAUGUUGAGAUAAAGAAAGAAACUGGGAAAAUUGUAAUGUUUCCAUUUAGGAUUAGUGUGUAUGAAGAGACAAUAUGGGAAGGGUUAGUAAUAUAUGUGGAAAAACCUGCAACAUGUCUGGUUUUGCUAAAAAAAUAAUAACAAUUCUGAAUUAUAUUGCAUACUGUGCCAUUCUGUGAAUUUCAUAUUUUGAUUGACUGAAGGCACCAAGCAGUCAGCCUGAAUAUAGUUCUAAUUUUAGAUAGCUUAGUAACUCUCUCUAAAUUACUUACUACGAAUUUCUACAUCAGCAAAUUAUGGCUUUGCUUUAAUAAGUAGGAUAAACGUUUAACAAUAUUUUUUCAAUAUUUUAAAAUAUUAAAUAUAUCUACAAAUCAAUCACUCCAAAGAUAUAUUAAAAUAUUACACAAUUGUAAAUAUAUUUCACAAUAUUAUACAUAUGUGGGAUUAUCAUACCUUCCACAUUGGUUUUUGUAACAUUCCUAAUCCCCCAUUUAUUUAUCUAAUUCCGGAGAUGCCUGUCAAGUCUGAUGUCUAUUUCAAUGAGUGGUACCCAGUAAUGGAGGUUUUGGUCCUGCCCCAGAGGUUAAGAAUUAGUACAUUAAACCAAUGCCAGUGGAAUACGGAUACGUGGUAGAAGUAGUGGCGAUAAUAUACAUUGGCAAUAAGAAGCCAGUUGAGAUCUAUUCUAUUCCAGCAGCACAUGAUGUCAAUCUUUCCGGUGGACAUUAUUUUCUUUUUUUAUUAGACACGGGAACACCGCAAGUUUGCAGUGGAGGAGGGAGACCAUCUCACCAUGUUAAACGUGUUUGAAGCUUUCAUCAAGGUAUGCUACAACAAUGUAUGGCCUCUUGGAACAGUUAGGGUUUAAUGCCAGAUUGCUGGUGGGUAGAUGUACAGCCACUUGGCGUAAAAUACUCAAUAGUUAAUGAAUUCAGUGAUGGGUGAUACAAUUAUUAGCUCAGUAUCAGAGCUUUGCACUCCAGUGAUAAGACUAACAGUGGGUAAUCCAAAAAAUAAACCUCCUUAUUCAUUGUUACAAAAUCAAAUAUAAAAUUAGGCAGACAAAGCAUUUACAUAUAUAUCCAUACUAACUCUAAGGGAAGGGGAACAACAAAAAACUGAAAAAGCUGGACACACGGCACAAGGUAUAACGCAUCUUGUGUUUCCCCUGACUGAAUGCUAAUAAGUCAAUACUAUUAAAAAUGUUUUAUCAUUUUUCAGUCGUGCAUUAUUAGGUUGCUCUUUACUGAGUGUUUAAUCUGUUAUAUUAAAAACAAGCAGAUGGAGAUUCAUUGGUUAACCUGUAGCUAAUUGCUGCACAUGCAAGGGGUAUGUAAACACUGUGUUCACUGAUGAGGAUGUGGUGGUUGGAAAAAUCCUCCAGCGGGAACGAAAAUCGCAUUCCCCCAUCCCUGUACAGUUAGUGUGGGUAUAUGUGCAUACUUUAUUUUUUUGUGACAAUGAAUACAAAUCUUUAUUUUUGGUGCUACCCACUGUUGGUCUCUUCCUUAGUGCAAUAUGAUACUGUGCUACUAUUUAAAUCUUGAGGGGUGCAGAGACAUGUACCCGCAAGAGAGUUUAUUUCAUCAUUUGUUUGUACCUCGAUACUGAUGCACAACUAGUUUUAGCAACCGGUACUUUAUCACUGAACUGCAGCAAUGCAAAAACAUCCUGCCACUUCUCCAAUACAUAGCUUGGAUUUCUUGAUGUUAAAGUUUGCAUUUAAAGUUUUUUCCUAUUUUUCUCCAGUUCAACAAGAGCUCCCACUGGUGUCAGCAACAUUUCCUGAACUAUAAGGGUCUGAUGAGAGCAAUGACUGUGAGGGAGCAGCUGAAAAAACUUCUCAGCAAAUUCAAAGUACCCAAGAACUCAAGUGAAGGUGAGUGAGACAGGAAUGCUUGGAUAGUUGUGGGAUUUGCAAUAAUCGGUAUGAGCACUAAUGUGAGUAUGUAAGAUAGUAUUUAUAGUGCACUGCAAUUAAUCAUUGGUUAAAACGAACCGUUCACAAAACCGGAAAAACACGGAGCAUCCAUUAACAUACAACAAAAAAAGGAAAGAAACAAUAGAUGAUGAAGUACUAGAAAUUAAACUAGGUUUGUGAUUGUAGUAACACAUGUUCUUCAUUCAAAGCACAAGGUGAUUCUCAGUACAGAUGACACAUAAUAGUUUAGUAAUAAUCAAUAAAUACAGUUAAAUGCACGGGUAGUAGCUAUGCUCAAAAAAUGCCCUGGAUGGGCCAUUAAUGCACACAAACUGGGAGGCAGAUAAAAUUCCGGACACAUUUAUUAUUGCUCCUUCAUUCAUACCCUGAUGACAUUUUCUGUGUUAUGGAACUGCCUCUCUGUUUGUGGGUAUAUUUGGCCUGCCCAUUGUAUAUAAGUUAUUGCUGUAUAUUGGGUAGUGGGAGUAUAAAGAGAAAAAACACCUCUGUAUCAGUCAAUACAACUGUCAAUGCUGAAAUCACAUAAAUACUUUCAGGUAUAGGUGAUAAGUCCCAGAACCAACCAGGGUUAAUGGUCACAAGCACAACAAGUGUACUAUUUGAAUAGCUCAGGGAACAUAGAACAAUAGCUAGUAUAGAAUUGUAAAAAGAAUGUAGAGAUACAUAUGAUGUAUUCUAGCAAUGAGUAGGGUGAGUGGAAGUUUUGCUUGGAUUAAUUAAUGGAAGAAAGGAGGGAUAGGGAAAAGAAAGUAAGAAAUAAAAAUAUACGGAAUGCACACAGGUAGACGAGGGGAGAUAAGGAGAAGCAAAGGACUCUGUAAACAGACAAAGGAAGGAAAGAAGUAGAAGAACUGGGUAGGACUAGGGAGAGGAAAGGGAAUAAGCCCACUACAUGUUUAACCACGAUUGCACAUGGUUUACUUUGCGAGUGUGCCAUUACCAUUUAAUGCUGCAAUGUUAUAUUGCUGAUAUGUUUGAUUUUAGGCCGUUUCUGCUGAUAAUUACAAUCUGCUAAAAAACAGGAUAUUCUACAUUGACAUACAAUAAUACAAUGUGUUCAUACCACAUUCACAAUAUUGUGCUUAUGUUUCUGUGUUUCCCAUUCACUAUUUUUUAUAUUCUUAAUAUAUAUCUUUUAGGAGACCCAGAUCCCAUCUUGAGAUGUAUUGUGGCAGGAUUCUUUGCAAACGCGGCUAAGCUUCAUUCCACUGGGGUGUACAGGUAACUGAGGAGUGUAAGAGCUACAUUUAGAGAACAGAGCAGAUAACUUUGGCUAAAAGAAUCAUAAUUAUGUUUUUGUUUUUGCUGCUUUAGGACAGUUCGAGAUGGUCAUGAGCUGCAUAUUCACCCUACUUCUGUGUUAUUUGCAGAGAAGCCCCCAAGCUGGUGAGAUAUUGUUUCUUGACUCUUCCAUCUGUCUACUCUACAACAUGACCUGAUGCUUAUUGCUAUCAGGGUAUUCCUUGUAUUGGGUCUGUCACAUAGUUACAUAGCUGAAAAGAGACUUGCGUCCAUCAAGUUCAGCCUUUCUCACGUAUGUUUUUGCUGUUGGUCCAAAAUAAGGCAAAAAACUUAGUCUGGAGCACCAAUUUUGCGACAAACUAGGAAAAAAUUCCUUCUUGACCCCAGAAUGGCUGUUUGAUAUCUCCUUGGAUCCAGAAGUUAUUACCCCACUAAUUAAAAAUUAUAUCCCUUUAGAUUGUUUUUGCAAGUAUUUAUCCAAUUCCUGUUUUAAACAUCUGUACAGGCUCUGAUAAAACCACUUCUUCAGGCUGAGAAUUCCACAUCUUUAUUGUUCUUACUGUAAAAAAAAACCUUUCCUUUGCCUUAGAUGAAAUCUCAGUUCUUCCAGUUUAAAUGCAUGACCUUGUGUCCUAUGUAUAGUUGUAUAGUCCUGUUUAUGAAUAGAUUUCUAAACAAUGGUUUGUAUUGGCCCCAAAUAUAUUUGUAUAAUGUUAUCAUAUUCACUAUGAGGAGCUGUUUUUCCAAACUAGAGAGAUUUCAUUGUUAACCUUUCUUCAUAACUAAAAUGCUCCAUUCCUUUUUAUUAAUUUUGUAGCCAGCAGUUUUUCUAGUUCAAGGUGUGGUCUUACCAGUGAUUUAUUAUGUCUUAUGGAUGUUGUGUACUCUGUCUCAAAGGGUGCUGUUCAGUGAGGUGAUCCAGACCAAUAAAUACUACAUGCGUGAUGUGACUGCUAUAGAGUCUGCAUGGCUGUUGGAACUAGCACCACACUUCUACCAGCAAGGAACAGUAAGUACCUUACAUGCCCACUUACCUGCUAGAAACUAUAAGCACACACUGAUAUAUGGAACGACACUUAGAGCCAAGUUAUUAAAAGUAGCAAACACUAACAUGAUACCAAGAGGAAUGAGACGCAAGUUAUACUGAUCUAGCUGGUAACAUCACCUACAAUGCAAAUGCUGCAUUUAGGUGGCUCUGAUUUCUGCUCAGUGGAGUUGGAACUUAUUAUUUGAGCCACUCUCCUGCAAGGCUCUUGGCUGCAGUUCCACUUAUCUAACACAUAAAAUGAAUGGAUUUACCACUUCAGCUUGAAGGUUAUUCCAUGCAUCCACUACCCUCUCAGUAAAGUAAUACUUCCUGAUAUUAUUUUUAAUCCUUUGCUACUUUAAUUUAAGACUGUCCUCUAAUGGCAGUUUUUCUUCUUUUAAAUAUAGUCUCCUCCUUUACUGUGUUGAUUCCUUUAUGCAUUUAAAUGUUUCUAUCAUAUCGGCCCAGUCUCGUCUUUCCUCUAAGCUAUACAUGUUAAGAUCAUUUAACCUUUUCUUGUAGGUUGUAUCCUAUAAUCCAUGAACCAGUUUAGUAGCCCUUGUCUGAACUAAUUCCAAAGUAUUAAUAUCCUUCUGGAGAUACGGUCUCCAGUACUGCAUACAAUACUCCAAGUGAGCUCUCACCAGUGUUCUGCUCUGUUACAUUGUCUACCUACAUUUAAGUCAUCGGAAAUAAUCACCCCUGAAUCCCUUUCUUCAUAUGUUGAGGUUAAGUACAAAUAUUCUGUACUCGGCCCUUGGGUUUUUACGUCCAAGAUGCAUUAUCUUGCACUUAUCCACAUUAAAUGUCAGUUGCCACAAUUCUGACCAUUUUUCUAGUUUACCUAAAUCAUUUGCCAUUUGGCUUAUCCCUCCUGGAAAAUCAACCCUGUUAUAUAUCUAAGUAUCAUCAGCAAAAAGACAUACCUUACCAUCAAGACCUUCUGCAAUAUCACUUAUAAAAAUAUUAAAGAGAAUGGGUUCCUGAGGUACACCACUGGUAACAAGAUAAUGCUUCAAAUAUACUCCAUUGACAACAACCCUCUGUUGCCUUUCAUUCAGCCACUGCUUUACCCAUUCAACAAUAUUCAAAUCCAAACUUAAAGGGACACUCCUGGCACCCAGACCACUUCUGCCCAUUGGAGUGGUCUGGGUGCCAACUCCCACUACCCUUAACCCUGCAACUGUAAAUAUUGCAGUUUUCAUAAACUGCAAUAUUUACCUUGCAGGGUUAACUCCUCCAGUAGUGGCACGGGUUUAUAGCACAAUCCCCAUUUCGCUGAAAUCCCCAUUGGAAGGCAUUGAAAACAUUUUAAAUGUUUUACUAUGUGGGGGAAGGAGGGGAGAGGAAGGGGGAGGGGGGGGGCCUAAUGCGCGUGCACGGCAUGGCCGCGCAUGUGCAUUAGGUCUCCCCUGUCGCUGGCCGUGCAUGCGCACUAGGUCUCCCCCGCCGGAUGACGUCGGUGGGGGAGGAGCGUGGGCGGACCCUGAACCAGCGCCGAGGGACAUCGGCGCUGGAUACAGGUAAGUCACUGAAGGGGAGAGGGGACAUGCAGUGCCAGGAAAACGGUUUGUUUUCCUGGCACUGAAGAGUCCCUUUAAAGAUUGCAGUUUAUUGAUAAGCCUUCUAUGUGCAACAAUGUCAUGAACUGAUACCUACUGCUGUUGGAACACUUACAGUUUUGUGUGAACCGUACACUGGAAAAGUCUCAUUGCUUUUUCACAGAACCUGUCAUUGGCGGUAGUGUGAGUCCACUACCAAAUAUUUGGAUUAACAGAGUAGUAAAUAUUGUUUUCUCUCAUUAUGGGUUACUCUCUAUUCUUUCCUUUCUGUACCCUCCUUUUUCUUUUUUCUUGGUUGUAGCUUGCCUCUUUUGAGUCAUACUAUUUCAGUGAGGUAGCUAUAGUUAGGGUUUGCCCUGUUUAUUGUAUGUUAGUCCUUUUUUGAUUCAAUAAAGUAUCCUCGAGAUUUUUAACCAAUAUUAUUGUUUAACAUUAUUAGAGGGACAGAUUCUCUCCUUUUCUCCUUUUCAAUUAUUCCAUUAGGGUUACCCCCUGUUUUGUCCCUUUGGAUUUGUGGCCAACUAGUUUCUAUUUAUUAUAAUCUAUAACUUUCCUGAAACAUAGUAGUUUAAUCUGGAGGUAUAUCAUUGUGACUGUACUGUAAAAAAAUGCACUUGCCUUCCUUUUAGCUAAGUUAACAGUAAUGCCAAAUAAAUUGUGCCUUGUUUUACUCUCUUUCACAGCAUCUAUCUCGAACCAACAAGCGAGCCAAGCUUGAGAAUUUGUGAGCCUCUCAUAUCCUGGCACAGACCCCCAAAGGGAGGGGGAGAAUACACAAAGCGAUCACUGACAUCUUCACAUCAGCCCACCAGCCUCUGAGAUGGCUUCUGAAUCUGGCACGGACCAUUAUCACUGUUACAUGCCUGUGGCCUUUGGCCUGCCUCCAUGCCUAGGGGUAUAUAGAUAUGUGUAUAAGAGAAAGCGGUUUUAUUUUUUUAAGUUGUAAAUGAUGAACGGAAGCGAAUAAUGGAAGUAUAAAUGAUAAACAGGAUUUACAUUCUGUCUCCAGAUCAUUGCCAUAUUUGUGUCUGUGUGUAUAUUGUGGCACUCUGUGCUGCUACACCACGUACAUUCACCCCACCCAAGCGCUUUAUGACAGACAAAAACACAUGCAAGUGUCUUAAGCACUAUUAUACCUUGCCAAGAACUGAGUUGGCACAAUACGGGUGCCACCUCUUAUUCCAUAUAGAUACACUGAGAUGACAACCAUCAAUAAUGCACUCUGUAUCUGCCCCUCAUCCAUCCUCUUCUGUGCUUGUAAAUAUCUGUAUAUCAUUAGAAUGAACUAAUAAAGCACUAGGUACCUCACAAGUGUAUGUUGCUUUAGAGCUUCUGGCUUGUGCAAAACCGUACUUUGUGUUCUAGAACCUGUCCGAUUACAACACCUUGCAGCAUUACUGCCAUUCUUUUCUAUGUACUCUUAUACCUCAGAUAUUUUGUCCUUAAAUAUUAGAAGCUAUCAACAACCAUCUUACUAAAAUUGCUCUGCAUUUGAGUUCUUUCAGAGUAAGACUUUUUUUUUUUUUUUUAACUGGACUUCUAUCCUACUCAACCUCUCAAAGUAAAAACAUAUUUUAAGGCACUGACCUCUUAAUUCUGGAUUCUAUAUAAAACAGCCAUUUACAAAGCAUGUUUUGGUAUUUAAAAAAACACAAUCUCAAUUACGGUUCUUGAAGGGAGAUUCUAAGCACCUAAACAACUUUCACUAAAUCACACAGUUUUGGUGUAUAGAUCAUGCCUAUGCAGUUUAAUUUCUGCAAUUUGGGUGUUAAAUUUAUUUCUGUUAAUGCUGUCCUCGAUACAACUCUCCUAGCUUUACUCACACAGUCUCCAUGAGAAAAAAAAAAGCUUUUAAACAGAUCUUACAGCACAGUGUGUUUACUUUAGAAGUUACUGAGUCCUGCUCUGUUUAUUGAACUUUAAUCACACAGUCUGCUACAGGUUCGAGCGGGCAAUUAAAAGAGCAAGUAUUUCUAAAUGAAACACAUUGAUCUACAAGGGAAGCUAAAAAGUGGUAGGCUCUUUUAGUAGGAAGUGUGUAGGAAGGCUGUGUGAGUCUUGGCAAGUGGAGAUGUGGAUAGGGCUGCGUAAGCAAAGUGUUUUAACUCCUAAAUUGCAGAGAAGUGAGGAGCGAGACUGGAGGGGCUUGAUCUAUCCACUAAAUUACUUUAUUAAGCAAACAUUGUUUCGAUGCUUAGAGUGUCAUUUUAAGGUCAAAGAAACACGAGUUUUACAGAUGGGACAGAUGCCGGUUUUACAACAGCUGGAGAGAGCUUCUGUAUUUUAUGCAAAACAAUGCAAAAACUCAGUAUAUGCUGCUGUCUGGAUGACGUUACUUUUCAUGGGGGAAAAAAAAGCAUGGCAUUAAAGAUACAUUUAAUAAGUGUAACGGGACAGCAUGCUUACAAUUGCUCCUCCCUAGUGUUUGUAAUCUGGGGACCCUAGGGGUAAGUUGGGUGAACAUGAGAUGUCUUCUCCCAGUGACAUAGCUGUACAUGACCUCGGUUUUCGUUUCUGUGCUCAAAAAAUGUAAUACAGACACACACAAGGAAGAGCCUUGAUGUGCUUGAGAAUAUUUCUUAUGGCCACAACAAAAAAUAAGGUAUGUGGGGGUGCAAAGCUCCCAUUACUAGGGUGCCUAGUUGUUAAGCCUGUGAACAUAAUUUGUCACAUUUUUAUUCUUGAAAAUAUCAUUCGCAAUUAACCUUAAUCCAAAGAAAUUCUUUAUGUGAAACCCAUUGCGAAUUUUAAUGCAGCAUGUUUGACUGCACACACUGCGAAGGUAUGCCAUAUACAUAUAAAAUUCCAGUGUGUGCCAAUAGAACUAUCAUUGUGCCUUCAAAAGAUAAACUGCAUGCGUGAACGGUAGAGUUCUCACUAAGCACUUUUCGAAGAGCAGUGCAGCACUGAAACUAGUUAAGUGAAUUUGUCUUGUUUGUGUUUUUAGCAUAAUAAAAUUUUGUCAAAAUCUGGUUAAAUGUUGUAUUAUUUGUUUGUGCAAAAAAAAAUUAUAUGUGUAACUAUAGGAACAAUCUAAAAUCAUAGGUUUCACUUUUUUGCAAAUAAUUCUUAAUUGUAACUUGAUCGAUGGCUGAAGUCUGCAGUCCCCUUGCUCCGUGAGUUAUGAGUGGGUUUAAGCACUGGCAAUUUAUAUAAAGUCAGGGUUCGC
Pelobates cultripes (western spadefoot toad) is the source of this 46422-nucleotide messenger RNA. NCBI's taxonomy places the organism in Eukaryota, Metazoa, Chordata, Amphibia, Anura, Pelobatidae. The record is from the annotation of a GenBank genome assembly.